UGCAGGCAAAUUGUAUGUACUUUCACUCUGUUGCCAACAUGUCUGAAGAUACAGUUCUGCUUGCUGCAGUUUCAUUGCUGUUUGCCUGUCAGCAAGGUAAGGCCGGGGUUAAAGAGAUUAUGACUCGUUUCAACCGUCUAAACAUUAGAUAUUAUUUGCUUAGAGCUAUUCACUGUGUAUUUUUUCUUUAUCAAUUUAAUUUUGUUCUUUUAAAUCUGCAUUUAAAGCAUGUCUGGAUGGAAAUGCCUUAAUGCACUGUAAUUGUCAUUUAAUUGAAGUGGUUAUAGUGUCUGGCACAUUCCUUCUGUUCAGUGUAAAACUUUUUUUAAUGUUUUAGUGGUAAACGAGAGUCCCCAGCAACCUAUUCCCUCGGGACUGUUUAGGGUAGUGAGGAAGCAUUAGCCUAAGCAGCAAUGGGUGUUCUGAUCACAGUAUGAAUUGGUGUGUGGUAGUAUGAAUUGGUGUGUGGCAAAAAGUGUAAUCUCUGCCCGAGCCAUUUCUCCAAUAAGGGCUGGGCUGUAUGUGGCCAAGGACUUUUAUUUCCUAGUACUUGAAAAACAGUUUAACACUGAAUGGAUAGGCAGUGCCAGGGGAGUCCAGCCAGUUUAACCAAAUCAUUAAGAUUAAAUGUUUUAUAGUGUCUACAGUGUCCCUUUAAGAUCCAUGAUUCCACUUGUUUCAAGUGAGUGCACAUGCACACAUAUGACUUAACAGGAAUAGGUGUGAGAAGAUGGUGCUUUGGAACUUGCAUGUUUUAGACCAAGAUCUCCAUUGAGGAUUGAAACAUUGCCGGAUCCACAUGUAAUUAAAUAAAAAUCCAGUUGAAUUAAGUGUAGCGUACGCAUCAUUAUUUUCAUGUCUUUUAAGGGCUGGAGGGAGCUUUGGCCAAUUCACCCUUCAAAACCACUCUAUUUCCAAUAACUCCUUUAGAAGAUGACCCUUUAACCCCUUAAGACACGUGACAUGUCAUGAUUCCCUUUUAUUCCAGAAGUUUGGUCCUUAGGGGUUAAAGGGACACACAACACCAUUACCUUUACAGAUUAUUGCAGUAGUUAUGGUUCCCGGUGUCUUUGGAAUAGUUUGACAAAAAAUGGGCCCAAGUUACCCCAGCAUUUUACAGCCAAAUGGAUAUGUAUGGAUAAUGUGAAUGCUAUCAUCUCAGAAGCAGCGUAGACAGUGGGAAUCGAGCGAGGUCUUACUGUCACACCUCUUAAGAACAAACCCAAAAACUUCUUGCAUUAUAAGCUAAGCUGUAGUUGUUAGGGAGCGUAGAGUGUGCCUUUAAAAUUCGACAACCCCAGGCAGCAAUCUGACUCCAACAUUUAAUAGAAGUUGUACUGUUUUUUUUUUUUUUUGUUUGUUUUACAUGUAACUGUCCUGUUACUGUCUUGAAUAAUGUGAGCCUUUAGACAGUAAAUUUUAUAGAACAUAUUUAAACCUGCACUCUAUUAAUAUUACCUACUUCCUUUUCACAACUUCUACUUUAAGUAUAUAUUAGCCCUUCUCCAUGUGAGAGAAAGAGGAACACCAAAAACUACAUUUCUCUGCAAGUGUUUUCUUAUAAAUAUCGCAGUUCAUAUUGUAAACUAUAAAAAGGUGUGAGUCUUGGCGGAAACAAAGGGGAAAUCUUUCAAAUUGCUAAAACAGCAAGCAGCAUCCCAUAUUGUUACCAUUGCUAGGACAAAAUGUUACUUUUUAGCUUCAUGUUACCAGAUGAUUGCAGUAUGAGCAGCAUGUUGACCUUAUAAUAAAUUCCAUGUCAUUUUUUUUUUUUUUUUUUUUUUUAAAUAGGAAUAUUCUCUUGCUGAGGUAAUUUCAAUUAGUGGGCUACUAAGCAACUCAUAUUGCGCCUUGGGCCUAGUAAAAUAUAGGCACAGUAUAGAGCAUGGGCGUCCAGCCUUUUGACUUCCUUGGGCCACACAUCAAAUAUAUAAUAUAGAUUAUAGAUAAUGUAUAUAAGUAAUAUCUUUAAAAGCUUUUUUCCUUAAUUUUUCCUUAAUUUUGAUAUUUCAAUUGUUUAGUAGAUAACUCCCUUAUUUGUUAUAAAAAUGUGGAAACGUGUGGAGCAUGUGGAAACGGUGGAGCAUUCCUUCUCCUGCCCCCAACCAUUUCUAUACCACUGAAUGGGCUCCCUGCCUCCCUCUUUGCCCGAAAGCAAUGUGCCAGAAUAACAUGAGGUUCAUUCACUCAAAACCCAAUUUUUACAAAAUAGCCAUUUAGUUGUUUUGGAGAGGUUUUCCACAUCAGUUGCAAUUCAGUAUUUAGAGAAUAAACGAUGUUUCAAUACUGAAACGGACCUAUACCUAACUGGGUCCUGUUACAUCACAAAUACUUUGAAAAUCAAUGUGUAGGUUUCCAUAUGUCUCUCACCUGUCAGGAAUUUAAUCUUUACAAGGAGCACUUCUUACACUUCAGCCCAUUGUCCACAUCAAUCUUAGAAUGCAACAAUACCAAAAGGCAAAAUAGUUUAACCUAGUGCAGCUAUUGUGUAUAAGUUGCUGUAGCCCCAAUGGCAAGCAAAAUAUAGCAAUCCAACGUAUUCUUCAAUCUCAGAAUGCCAUACUAAAUAUGCACAGCAUUUACUUUUGACAUUUCAAACCCCCUUUGCAAUGACCUGGUGUGUUGCAGCACAGUUUUUUUAUGUGCAAGUUCUGGUUUUAAUCGAAAUGAACCAACACCCAUUUAGGAUUCCUUAGCAUGAUGUCAUUUAAUGCUGCUGUGAUGUUUGGUGUGGUGAGAUCAAAAAAGUGGAAACCCCCAAACCCUCCCUGGCUCACAUUCUCCCAAAGGAGAAAGAUUUUACACUUUCCAUGAACCUAAAACACACAUGAAAUAAUAUAUAACUUUGCCUUAUUCAUGGAUUCGUUUAAAAAAAAAAAAAAAAAAGUUAAAUGCACAUUUUUGACAUGAACCUAAAAUACACUGUAAUUUGCCAUAUUUAUGCUUUUGGUGUUUAAGAACUUAUUAAAUUGAGUAAACUGUGAAGAGAAGCUUAAAUCUUAAAGCAGAUAUGUCCCUUUCCCCGAAACUGACAGAUUAAAUAUGAGUUCAGGGGCAGCCGGGUGCAGGGGAGGUAUAUUUUACUUGCCUUAAGGCUUGUACCUGUCGCUAUCUUUCUCCUGCUGUCCUAUUUGGCUCCUGGUGCUUUGGUUGCCGGGAGUCACGUCCGUGUACAACACUAAGGUUUAUGGAGAAUCUCACAAGAGAUCCUCCAUAGACGGAGCCUGAAUCGCACAGCCAUAAUUUCUGAUGGCUGUUGAGAUUGGAAAAAAGUUAAUGGUGGAACUUUGCAUUUUGUGAACCUCAGGCUUUACUAUAAGACAAGGUAUUCCCUACUUUGCCUCAUAGUAUAUUUGGAUUGUGUUGGACUUUCAAUGAAAUUCCAAUGCAGUCUUGAUCAAUGUUGCAUAAAGAAUACAUAUUGAUGAAAUACUGAAAAGCGCCAGAUCCGCUUUAAAGGGACACCCUGUACCCCUAAUGCACUUUGUUUGGUAAAAUGCUUUGUGUGAAAUGUGUCCUCCUCUUGUUUUGUUUGUUUUUUUCCCUUUCUAUUUAAUACCAAAGUGCAGAUUUCAAUAGAAUUUUGCACUUUUAGGAAAUUAACCUUGUUCACCCCCACAGCUGUCAAUCGGACAACAGGUGUUGUUCCUGAUUUGUUUAGCUCAGUGGAGCUAGACUCAAGAACCAGCAACUGCUCAGAGCACCUGCCUUGCUGCAAAGACUUCUCAUUGAGCUGCAUUGGUAAGUCUGUGAUUGGACAGCUACAGGAAGUCUGGGCUGAGUUAGAAGAGGAGGGCUUGCAAUGGAAGCAGACAAAAUAACUGGUUUUAGAUAUAACCGUAAUGGCAAAUGCAUAAAUUAAUUGCUGCAAGUUUUCAUUGGGUUAUAUCUACAAUUUUUUUUCUAUUUUAUUUGGGCAGUGAAGUGCACCUUAAGUAAAUACAGCUCUACUUUGUGUUACAUUUACAAAAACAAGUACUUUGACUCAUUUCAACUUUAACCUAAAUUUACCUAAAAUUUCCUUAGUAGGAGUUUCAACAUAAUUAACUGUUAAGUGUUGUGGCCAGGGGAGGGGCAUGAUCCAGAAUAUAGGGGACUUCAUGACCUAGCAAAAGCCAUGUAUGCAAACUUCCCAAGUGUUCCUAUUUAAGAGGGUAAGUCUAUCCUUUGGACCCAAAUCCCUCUGUCCCACUUUUUUUAUCCUAAUGUCCCUCUUUUCUAAGCACUCCAUAUUGUUGGUGUGUCUGAGUGUAUAAUAGAGCUCCACAGCAAUAAUACUUUCAGUAAUGUGUCUUUAAACUACAAUAAAUGAGUUUUGAAAUCAGUCUGUGUAAAUUAGAUAUAUUCUAGUUCUAUAACUUAUUAGUAAGUCACCUAAAACUUCUCAGAACAGCCCAGCCCAUGGCCACAUCCCUGCUCUCACCCCUAAAAUAAGUGUCCCUCUUUAUCCAUUUGAAAUGUUGGGAAGUUUAUGUAAGAUUUCUUAUUUACAGACAGUAGUUCAGUGUCAGAUGCUGCAGGUGCCCCAUACAUUUAGAGCCACUUGAUGAGUAUUAUUGCUGAACAGGGUCCUGGUCGGGUGCCGCGGCCCUUUAGGAACGUGACUAGACCCCUGCAGUAUCUGUUGGCUGGGAGUGAGAGCCCAUCACUUCCUCCCAGCUUCAAACAGAGAGUGCCUUGCAGUAAUUUACCCUCCUAGACACAAAAUUUUUAUUAACAGGAGUGUGGCUCCAAAUAUAAAAAUGAUUAUUUAUGUGUCUAUGUAAUAUAGACAAAAAGGAAUUGGGGCACAACUGAAAAACAUGCAUUUUGCAGAAAUGGUGCUGCCACAGUGACCACAAAUCAUACAUAAUACAGAUGAAGGAACAGCACACUCAUAAAAAUACACUUUUCUAUUUUAUAAGGCUACUUAAAAUCACAGGGGAUUCAGUUCCACAAUAUGCCCAUAUUGUGUUAAGCCCACCACUUCUUCACAGUACCUCAAUAUCUGUGGGUCCUAUACUAACUCCAUAAUAUGUAUCUUUAUUUAUUUAAUUAAAAAAAACAAAUAUUCUAUGUCCCCCCUCCCUUCUUACCUUUAUUGAGGAGGAGGGGGGACAUAUUUUCAUCCCUGGUAGUCCCAGUGGUGAUUCCCUGGUGGUCCCAGUGGUUACAGUGAACUCUAGCCCGCGCUCCCGGGCUAGAGUUCACUCUCGCGAGAUUUGGAGCGUUGCCGUGGUAACCGCGGCAACGCUCCAAAUCUCGCGAGAGGAGGACCCGGAGGACCUGCAGACUGAGCUCCCGGGUCCUCCCUCUCCCUCCCCUGCCGGCCGCCAGCACAGUGCUAGCGCCUGCAUGUGCUGGCAGGGGAGGGAGACCGGCGGAUUUCUCGGGGGGGGCAAUUGCCCCGUUGCCCCCCCCCUGGAUCCGCCAGUGCUUUCAGUAAUGUGUCUUUAAACUACAAUAAAUGAGUUUUGAAAUCAGUCUGUGUAAAUUAGAUAUAUUCUAGUUCUAUAACUUAUUAGUAAGUCACCUAAACCUUCUCAGAACAGCCCAGCCCAUGGCCACAUCCCUGCUCUCACCCCUAAAAUAAGUGUCCCUCUUUAUCCAUUUGAAAUGUUGGGAAGUUUAUGUAAGAUUUCUUAUUUACAGACAGUAGUUCAGUGUCAGAUGCUGCAGGUGCCCCAUACAUUUAGAGCCACUUGAUGAGUAUUAUUGCUGAACAGGGUCCUGGUCGGGUGCCGCGGCCCUUUAGGAACGUGACUAGACCCCUGCAGUAUCUGUUGGCUGGGAGUGAGAGCCCAUCACUUCCUCCCAGCUUCAAACAGAGAGUGCCUUGCAGUAAUUUACCCUCCUAGACACAAAAUUUUUAUUAACAGGAGUGUGGCUCCAAAUAUAAAAAUGAUUAUUUAUGUGUCUAUGUAAUAUAGACAAAAAGGAAUUGGGGCACAACUGAAAAACAUGCAUUUUGCAGAAAUGGUGCUGCCACAGUGACCACAAAUCAUACAUAAUACAGAUGAAGGAACAGCACACUCAUAAAAAUACACUUUUCUAUUUUAUAAGGCUACUUAAAAUCACAGGGGAUUCAGUUCCACAAUAUGCCCAUAUUGUGUUAAGCCCACCACUUCUUCACAGUACCUCAAUAUCUGUGGGUCCUAUACUAACUCCAAUAUGGGAGACAGAUUAAAUAGUGCUAGUGCUAAAUAAGUGUAUUAUUACAAUCUGUUGUCAGAGCAUUGUGUUUGUGUAUGUAUGUGUGUGUGUGUGUAUGUGUGUGUGUGUGUGUGUGUGUGUGUGUGUGUAUAUAUAUAUAUAUAUAUAUAUAUAUAUAUAUAAAUGUAUGUAUAUAUAAUGUAUGUAUAUAUAUAUAAUGUAUGUAUAUAUAAUGUAUGUGUAUAUAUAUAUAAUAUAUUGCAAAAUAAAUGUAAUAAACGCAUUUUAAAAAUGCUGUGUCAAAACUAAACAAUUAAAGUGAUUGUGCUUUGAAGUAUAUACUCGCAAUACAUAUGUCUGCUCUAUGAAAAUAAUAAAGUGACAUUACCAUCCAAACCCUCCUCAAUUAUAUAUAUAUACCUGUGGUCACCUCCAGAGGGACCUCUGAAGCUGGGGGGCUGGGUGGGGCACUUAACACCAAAGGGAAUCUAGUCUGGAUUCCAAACUUGCAUAGUAAAGAUAAAAAGGAAUUGGGGGCACACCCAAAAUAUGAAUUCUGCAGGAAUGAUGCUGCCAUAGUGACCAAAAGUUAUACAUAAUACACCUUUUUGUUACACUAUUUAAUUUGUCUCCCACAUUUGAAUUAGUGUAGGACCACCUGGCACCCUGACUGGGUACCUUUUGUCAAGCUCGCUUCCUAGCUCUCCUCUGGGACACAUCCCCUAACCGCAGCAGCUUGGUUGGGGUCUCUCCGUCGCUUCCCACCCUGUAACAGGGUCCUGGGUACAGCUUCAAGUGAUUAAGCUCUCCUGCGUUGAAUAUAUCCACCCAAACACUAGCCCAGACUGAGUGAAGGGUGAAAUAGAACUGUUUUUUUUUUGUUUUUCAUUUUUUUAUUUUUAUGGCCAAGUUGCCUGCAUAUAUACACAACUCCCAGCAGGAGUCUCCACACAAUACAAUGCAAGCCCCUCCCAUAAAUCUCUGUGCCUGAGAGAUAAUUGCGUUAAAGAUCAGUAAGCUAAUUAUCUCCCAUGAACAGCGAGGCAAACAUUAAAAAUAUAAAACAUAAAAAAUACCCGAAAACAUCAUAAAAAUAUAUCAUAACCCCACAAAUAAUACAUCCCCAAAUAGCCCUGAUCUGAGCUCCCAAGUUCUCCAAAUAGAGCUCAGAUCCAUAGUGUAGGGGAAACUCCACCCUGUUAAAUUUCUGACCGGCCGCAUCCGAAAUAUAGGGUACUCCAGCUGCCUCUUGGGUAGCGUUUGUUCCCCCUAGUCUCAAGCAUGUUUCCCCCAAAAAGCAAUCUCCUUACGGAUUUCAAAGUGGUUUAAAACCUCGAACCAGGUUGGCCAGGAACUGCGCAGUCACCUCAUACCAAAAACAUUUCAAUAACAUUUGUGGCGAAGUCCCGCUGAGGUGACUGGGAACCUAUGAAGUCCUCAUGCCGAAAUUAGUUCCAUAGUGAUGGCGGCUAUGUCCUGCUGAGGACUAUUCGUGGGUUUGGUUUGGUAUACUCUAAUUUAGAUGCACAAGUCGGUACACAUUACUGUUGUGAAGUUCUACUAUACAAUACCUCUCAACAUUUUGAGGUUAGAAGUCGAGAUUGGGGAAUAUGUCAGUGUACUGCAUGGAAAUGGGCAAAAUCAGCUGCAUCUGGUAAAGAGGAGGGAGUGGUAAUGGUAGCUUAGUGUGAACGUGCAACAUAAGCACAUCUAACAAGGCUACAUGCUAGACUUGUUCUCUGGAAUUCUUGAGUUUGGCAUACUAGCAUGGGCGUCCCAUGGAACUUUUCUGGGCAGAGUUGGGGGGGGGGCAUAAUUGUAAUUACAUCCAUGCUUGGUCCCUUUGUGACCGUGCCAUGAAAGGGAAGAGGCAUAGUCAUUAUCACAUAAAGCCAGGGUGAAUAGCAUUUUCACAACUAUGGUAUCAGGAAUACAUGUUUGAAUUCCUGACACUAUAGUGUUCCUCUAAGCAAAUUAAAAGAACAUUCUGGUCACCAUAACCACUUCAUCUAAAUAAAAAUGCUAUGAUGCCAGGAAGCCCCUGUGGCGAAACCGACCUCGCCACUGGGCAUUGGAGAAGACUGAUUGCCAGCCUCCUGCCAUGUGACUAUGGCCCCUGGGAUGUAUUGCCCUUUAAAGACAUGAUUUGGGCAUAAUGGAUUUGUGUUGUGCUGUUGAUGUCCCUUUAAGAACCAUCUGGGGAUAUACUGUGGAGUUACUGGGUGGCCACCAUUUCAUGUAUCAGAGGCACAUGGUGAGAACAAUGGAUGAAGCACAUGGUGAUAACAAUGGAUGGCGGGCAUUUUAACUCACAGACACUGUUUGGACUUUCCUACAUGGUGCCAUCUCGCCGGUAUUUAUGGGGUUAUUGCAUGUUUUGGGGUCCCUGUGAUAUGUUUUAUAAUACUGUAUUUCUCUGCCUGUGAUAAUUAUAUUAACCAUUGUGUUCAGUAAUCAUAUCACAGGCAGAGGGGAGGAUUUUGUGUGGGACUGUCUGUGUGUAUUGUACGGAUUGAUUGGUUGUAUUUCAAAACCCUGUGGGCUGUACUAUGUUUGUGGAUUGUGAAUAAAAGAGGCUGUAUGUGCCAGUACAGUCAGUUCUGCUUGACCUCAAAACGAAGUGUCGUCUCGUUAUUGGGGGAAUUGUAAGCUGAUUGUAUGCUUUUCCUGUUCAGCUGCUUACAGCAUUCAUAUGCUUGAGAGCAUUCGUAUGCGUCUCCGGUUCGGUGGUUGUGGUGUCUGCUGCAGUGCUUGGAGUCCUCAGGAAGCGCUAGGAGCACCCUCAACGGAGUUACCCAGUCGGGGUGCCAGGUGAUCCGUUACAGCCCCUGUGUUUUCUCUUUUCUUUAAGGGGUUAAACUGCUCUCAAAUGGUUUAACCCCCAAAGGCUUCCUCUAGCUCCAGAUCGCUCAGUGGUAUUCGGCUUCUGAAACGGAGUGUCAGGAAGUGCAGAUUGACAUCAAGCACGGGUGCUGCAGAUUGGCUAGAGUGGUCAGUUGAUGCUCUAAGCCAAUCGCUAGUUCCCGGGUUCAUAAAAAUAUUUAACUUUUUUAUGAAUUGGGAGCUACUGAUUGGCUUAGUGCCAGCUGACCGCUCUAGCCAAUCAGCGGCACUCUGUGCUUCCUGACACUCAGUAAAUAAAAGUGAACACAUUAACACUAUUUUCCAAAGUUUCCCUGCCAGGCCCAGGUACCAAAGCCUUAUGAUGUGGUAUCCAGAAUAAAGUGGUUCCCUUCACUUGUCCUUCCUGCUCCAAUCUCCUUUUCUUCUCCUUCAUUGACAGUCUUCUUUUUCUUCUGACCCUAUAUUCUCUCCUCCUUGGCUCCUUUACCUUUCUGCUACUUUCUGCUUAUUUUGCGCUAAUUCUGCUCCUUUCUCUUUCUGGUCCAUUUCUACUUCUUGCAGACCCUUUCUGCUCCUUCUGAUUCUUUCUGCUCCUUCUGUCCAUUUCUGCUCUUUGCAGACCCUUCCUUCUCCUUGCAGACCCUUCAUGCUAAUUUCUGCUCCUUCUCCUACUUUGUUUGUGCUCCUUCCGCCCCUUCAAGCUCAUUGCUGACCCUUUCUGCUCCUUGAUGUCCCUUCCUGCUCAUUUCUGUUACUUCUCCUACUUUACCUUUGUGCUCCUUCUGUCCCUUCCUGCUCAUUGCUGCCCUUUCCAGCUCCUUGCUGACCCUUUCUGCUCCUUCUACUUUACCGUUGUGCUGUUUUACCUUCCAGCUCCUUGCAGACCCUCUCAGCUCCUUGCUGCCCCUUCCUGUUCAUUUCUGUUCCUUCUCCUUUCUACUCCUUCUCUUACUUUACCUUCAUGUUCCUUGCUGACCCUUCCUGUAGGCUGCCCCCCCAUCCCUCACUUACCUGAUCUAUAGGCUGCCUCCCAUCAUCCCUCACUUACCUGAUCUGUAGGUGGAUCCCCCCAUCUCUCACUCGUCUGUUUGCUGCACCCCACCAUCUCUCACUUACCUGAUCUGUAGGCUUUCUCCCCCUCACCAUCCCUCAUUUAACUGAUCUAUAGGCUCCCCCAUCCCUCACUUACCUGAUCUAUAGUCUGUCUCUCCCCUCCCCCCUUCCUCACUUUCCUGAUCUGUAGGCUACCCCCCCAUGCCUCACUUCCCUGAUCUGUAGGCUGUCUCUCCCCUCCCCCCUCACUUCCCUGAUCUGUAGGCUACCACCACCCCAUGCCUCACUUACCUGAUCUGUAGGCUGGCUCUGCAGUCUGGGAGUUGCUGGCUGCACUCUGUGCUGCUCCCAUGCGGAUUCAGUCAGGAGAAAGAAGCAGGGAUAAGAUGUAGCUUCCUAUCCCUGUCUCUAUCUCCAUAGACAGGCACCAGUAUUGCAGUGUAUUUUCAAUCUCACACAAAAAAUAGAACAAGCUGAAAAAUCCAGGAGGGGGGAGGGGCCUCCUAUAAGAGGUGGCUCCUAUAAGAAAAUAUACUAUGUGUAUUGGGUAACUUUACCUCAUUAGAAUAGAAAAUCAACUUACAAGGUAUGUUAUAAAAGUUUUUUGUAUUAUGAAUUUAACCUAAAUACCUAGCUUUGGUCAUGUUACGGUACCUCCAGUAAUGAAAUGUACAAACCGCCAUUUAGCGAGUAUUCCCCGUUCGCAAUAAUGUGGUCGGGUAGCGGGUAUAGUAAAACCAUGCGAACCGCCAGCCAGGGAACACUCCAAACUCCCGAACGGUACCUGUACGGCUAAUUCCCUUCACGAGCUGCAAAUCCACGAACGGCAAAUAGUAACCGAACGUCAAUAUCUCCCAAGCGGCAAAUAAUCCAAAUAAGCAGUCUUUAGUCGCUGGUAACCAAAUCCCCCCCCAAUAACGAGACCAAGCUCCGCUUUGAGGGUAAAACACGAACUGAUUUACUGUGGGCUACCUGCCCGGUAUUUAUGCAGGUCUCCCACUUGGUGGACAUUCCUCUAGGGGACCAAAUGGGAGACUGAAAUCACAGAAGGACAUGGGGACAUUUUGGACAUACAUCCCCACAAUACUCCCAGCAUGCAGUACAGUUCCCUCCCCUCUGCUCGGGGGAUAAUUGGGAAGUAACUCAAUUAUCUCCCUGAGCAGAGGCAAUCGCCAUUUUAAACACAAGUCACAAAAACACAUGAAAAUCCAUAACUUCAUAACUGCCGAACAUAUUACAUUCGUAUUGCAUAUCCCCAGAUAGCCUGGAUCUGAGUGCACAUUAUUGGAGAAUAGCGCUCAGAUCCCAUUCGCACAGUUCAAUCGCCAUGGAGUCAAAGUCUCUUUCAGUUCUUCGGUAUGCGAUUGACUCCAUGGGACGGCUAUCUGGGUUAAGUCCAUUCGUGUGGUUGAAUCUCCCGAACGGCUGGCAUUCGUAUACUUUUGUCGAUUGAGAAGGGGAGGUCGACGGCUUCAGCGGUGUUCGGCUGAAAAAGUGUCCGUUUUCAGAUCCAUGAAAUAAUCGAACACCGCUGGUCGUUCGCAUGGACAAAAUGGCCGCCGCCUCGUGGUCGACAUACGAACGACGACCACCCGGCAUUCGGUUUUAAUUGAGAAGUGUCUGUGGUUAACCGCAACGUUCUAAUUGGGAUCAAUAGGUUAACCAGCAGCACACUUCUCUUCUGGGUGGCUGUCCGUUCGGUAGUUCCGUUCGACAAAACCGACAUUCCCUUGAAUAAAGCAUACAAAUGGGGAAAUUCAUGUAACCGGCAAAACAGGCGAACAAAGCAGUUGUAAUCCAGACAGAUGGGUCUGUCACAUGGCUCCCCCCUUGUGGAACACUCCGGCAGAUCCGGCUUGACCCUUUGGCGGGUCAACUUGGGGAUGACCGGACUGGGAAGAAGUAGGGACGUCUGUUUGCCGGGACAACCCAUCCGCGUUCCCAUUCUGCUUACCGGGUCGGUAGCUGAUGGUGAAGUUGUAAGGCUGUAGUGCCAAACUCCACCUCAGCAGUCUGCCAUUGUCUCCUGAGACCCGGUUAAGCCAGACAAGGGGGUUAUGGUCCGUAAUAAGGGAGAAUUCUUGUCCGUAUAAAUAAGGGCUCAAUUUCUUCAGUGCCCAGACCAGGGCUAAACACUCUUUCUCCACUGCCGCAUAACUUACUUCCCGGGGUAGUAACUUUCUGCUUAAGUAUGCGACAGGGUGCUCUCCUCCAUCUUCCCCGACCUGGCUUAGCACAGCCCCCAGUCCAUACAUGGAAGCAUCUGUAUGUACAAGAAAACGUUUGUUAGGGACUGGGGCAGCCAGGACAGGAGCAUUAACAAGAGCCUGCUUAAGUGCUUGAAACGCGGCUUCACAAGCUGGAGACCACAGGACCUGCUUAGGCAAAUUCUUCUUAGUCAGGUCAGUCAAGGGCUUAGCAACCGUACUGUAGUCAGGGACAAAACGUCGGUAAUACCCUGCCGUCCCCAAGAAGGCCAGCACUUGGGUCUUAGUGAUAGGUGUGGGCCAGUUAGCCACCGCCUCUACCUUAGCUGGCUCUGGUCUCUGGCUCCCACAGCCUACUCUGUGACCCAAGUACUGUACUUCUGCCAUGCCAUGCACUUGUCUGGCUUCAAGGUAAGGCCUGCGGCCCGAAUCUUGUCCAGCACCCCCCCCACGUGUACUAAAUGGUCUUCCCAGGACUCACUGUAGACCGCAAUGUCAUCCAGGUAUGCACAUGCAAAGUCCUGGAAGCCAUCGAGGAGCCUAUCCACCAUACGCUGGAACGUAGCCGGAGCAUUCUUCAUCCCAAAUGGCAUAACCUUAAACUGGUACAGGCCAAAUGGGGUGACGAAUGCCGACUUAGGGAUAGCAUCCUCGGCCAGGGGGAUCUGCCAAUAACCUUUACAUAGGUCAAUGGUGGUCAAGUAGCGCCCCCUGGCAAUGCGGUCUAAUAACUCGUCUACCCGGGGCAUAGGGUAGGCAUCAGUGGUGGUCCGCUCGUUGAGCCGCCUGUAGUCCACACAGAACCGGGUGGUCCCAUCUUUCUUAGGCACCAGAACUACAGGCGAGGCCCAAGGGCUGUCUGAGUGUUCGAUAACCCCAGCCUGGUCAUCUCCUGUAUCUCCGUCCGCAUUCCUUCUCGGACUGCUUCAGGGCUACGGUAAGGGGGUUGUCGUAGGGGGUUCUGUCCGGGUGUCUCGACCUUGUGUACAGCUAGAGUAGUGUACCCGGGUUCUUGGGAGAACGUCGCCUGCUUCUCCCACAGUAACUGUCUCGCCUGUACCUUCUCCGCCGGGUUUAGCCGGUCCCCCAGCUGUUCAAGACUAGUAAGGUCUGUCUGGGGAUCCCUCUCUAACAAGUCAGGUAAAGGUAGGUUCUCGGAGUCGUCAGUAGCUGGGGCACAUACUGCCGCAACAUCCUCUGGUCGUUCCUGAUACUCCUUCAGCAUGUUCACAUGGAAGGAUCGCUGAAUCCUUUCAUCUGAACAGCUGGCUAUAAGGUAGGUAGUAUCACACACCUGAGCUAACACUUUAUACGGGCCCUGCCAAGAUGCUUGCAUCUUGUUUGUCUUCACAGGCUUGAGUACCAGAACCUUCUGCCCAACCUGGAAGACUCGGGCACCCCGAUCGUACCACCGUUUCUGUCUCCCCUGGGCCGCCUGGAGAUUCUCCCUGACCAUCAGGGAUAGUUUCUCCAUGCGGUCCCGGAGUUCCAGGACAUAUGGCACUAUGGGAGUCCCUUCUUGCUCUGUCUCCCCCUCCCAGUGUCCUCUAAUGAGAUCUAGGGGUCCACGGACCCUUCUCCCAUAGAGUAACUCAAAGGGGGAGAACCCAGUAGAUUCCUGGGGCACCUCCCUGUAUGCAAAUAGCAGAUGAGGCAGGAAUCGCUCCCAAUCUCUGCAAGUGUCAGUAAAGGUCCUCAACAUCUGUUUGAGGGUGCCAUUAAAUCGCUCGCAGAGACCGUUAGUCUGUGGGUGAUAUGGUGAGCUAAGCAGAGGUUUAAUACCGCACACCUUCCACAGCUGCUGGGUAAGCACAGCAGUGAACUGGGUUCCCUGAUCGGAGAGAAUCUCCUGAGGGAACCUGACCCUAGUGAAGAUUUUAACCAGGGCAUCAGCAACCGUCUCUGCCUCUAUAUUAGACAGCGCUACUGCCUCUGGAUAACGUGUGGCAUAGUCCACCACGGUGAGAAUAUACUUCUUACCUGAUGAGCUAGCCCUGGCCAGUGGACCCACAAUGUCAACGGCUAUGCGGGAAAAGGGUUCUCCAAUGAUAGGCAUCGACUGAAGCCUAGCUUUUGGGUGAUCCCCCCGCUUACCUACCCGUUGACAAGUGUCACACGUGCUGCAAUGAACCCGCACAUCUCGGUUAAAAUUGGGCCAGAAGAAAUUUUGUGUGAUCCUAUGAGCUGUGCGGCGGGAACCUAGAUGGCCGGCUAAUGGCACAUCAUGCCCAAUCCGCAGAAUCUCUUGCCGGUAUUUUGCAGGCACCACUAGCUGUCGAUUCUGCGGAGGGGUACUCGGCUUCUGGGACGGUUUCGGGAUCCUGUAUAGUCUAUCCCCCACCCACUCGUAGUGCUCCCCAUCUACUCCUUCUCCCCCAGAAUCGGCCCUGGCCCUGUACUUGGCUAGCGUCGGGUCUUCCCUGGUUUCCUUCCCGUACAUCUCGGGGGUAUCCCAACCUGAAGGGGCCUGGUCUAAGGUACAAGUCAGGGGAGAGAGUCUUACCUGGGUCUCAGCAGCAGGUGGGCCGGUCUCGGCGGCACGGGUCUGGGCACGGGUCGUGACAGCAUCCACUUCAGCAGGACCCAUGGGAGCGUAGGCGGAAACAAGGGGCGCCAAGUCAUUGCCAAGGAGGACAUCCGCUGGUAAGUCCUUCAUGACCCCCACAUUCACAUGUCUAGUGCCUACUCCCCAAUCCAAAUGUACCCGGGCAACGGGCAGACGGAACACGGCACCUCCAGCUACUCGUACGGCGACCGUGUCCCCUGUAUGUUGGGCUUCGGAUACCAGGUGCUUCUAGAGCAAGGUCAUAGUUGCCCUGGUAUCUCGUAGACCACUGACCUCCUUCCCAUUUACUUUCACACACUGCCGGUGAUGCUGUCAGUUAUCCCGGUGAGCAGCCUGAACGGGGUCUGCCUCGUGCAGCAUGCCCCAGCACUCUUCUUCCUCUACACAGUGAGCGGCCUGGGAGGGGAGGUCGUGGAUUGCCGCCGGCUGGUCUCCUCCAGGACUGGUUCUGGUUGGCGCUGUUCAUCGGGCACUCGGGUCACUUGUGCCCUAGUUGCUUGCACAGGUAGCACCGAAUGGGUUGCGUGUAUUCCCGUGCAUUAAACCUAGGUGGCUGUUGGUACGGGGCAGAUGGAGGAGGUGCUGAUGGGCGAGUCAUGGGAGGCUGGUAGAGGUUGGCUGGUGCUGGUGUUGCUGGCCUGUACUCCACUCUGGCGGGAGCCUUACUGAUGAGACUGUCCAGUUUGCGGGCGUCGGUAUACUCAUCCGCCAGGCGAGCUGCUUCGUGCAGAGUGGAGGGUUUACGGUCCCUUACCCACUCUCUGACCCCUGCUGGUAAUUUGUCAAAACAAUGUUCUAAGAGGAACAUCUGCAGCACCUCUUCCCCGGACACAGCCUGGCACCCCGCCAUCCAGUGAGCGGCUGUGCGGUGCACCUUGCAUGCCCAUUCCACAUAUGAGUCCCAGAGGUUUUAACCGUGUCUCGGAACCUCCUCCGGUACGCCUCAGGUGUAACAGCAUACCGGGAGAGUAAAGCUUCCCUGACGGCCCCAUAAUCCCCAAUCUCCUCAUCUGGAAUGGCCCGAAAAGCCUCGCUGGCCCGGCCGGAUAACUUGCCGGACAGUAUAGUAACCCAGUCUUCUAGGGGUACCUUGUGCAGAGCACAUUGCCGCUCAAAAUCAGCAAGGUACCCAUCAAUCUCUCCUUCUGUCUCACUGAAGGCUUUAAAUGCUGUAAAUGGCACCUUUUUCCUAUCUCCCGGGUUUGCUGUGACUGGGGCUGCUGCAGCACCGCUUUGGCGUAGCAGGUUGGCCUCCACAGCGGCUAUGACCUGGGUGACAGUCUCAGUAGUUGGGUUGGGACCAUAAUGGGCCAGCCUGAUUCUUACCGCCCGGUCGAAGCUUGCCUCCUCGGGGGUUCUGUCAGCUGUGCUGGGUCCAUUGGUUCCCUCUUCCGCCGUUACUCCAUCCAUUUCCAGCAAUAGUGCAAUAAUAUCCCUCUUCCUGAGGUUACUGGCUUGUCCGCCUCUUUGUUCCAAUAAAUCCUUUAGGGUAGCUCUUCUCAGGUUCUGGUAUUGUAGUUCCAUUUAAUCCUGGUUGUAGUGGUUUCUUUGGGCGCUGAGGAUCAUCCCGUCGCUUGCCACCAGUUGUUACGGUACCUCCAGUAAUGAAAUGUACAAACCGCCGUUUAGCGAGUAUUCCCUGUUCGCAAUAAUGUGGUCGGGUAGCGGGUAUAGUAAAACCAUGCGAACCGCCAGCCAGGGAACACUCCAAACUCCCGAACGGUACCUGUACGGCUAAUUCCCUUCACGAGCUGCAAAUCCACGAACGGCAAAUAGUAACCGAACGUCAAUAUCUCCCAAGCGGCAAAUAAUCCAAAUAAGCAGUCUUUAGUCGCUGGUAACCAAAUCCCCCCCCAAUAACGAGACCAAGCUCCGCUUUGAGGGUAAAGCACGAACUGAUUUACUGUGGGCUACCUGCCCGGUAUUUAUGCAGGUCUCCCACUUGGUGGACACUCCCCUAGGGGACCAAAUGGGAGACUGAAAUCACAGAAGGACAUGGGGACAUUUUGGACAUACAUCCCCACAAUACUCCCAGCAUGCAGUACAGUUCCCUCCCCUCUGCUCGGGGGAUAAUUGGGAAGUAACUCAAUUAUCUCCCUGAGCAGAGGCAAUCGCCAUUUUAAACACAAGUCACAAAAACACAUGAAAAUUCAUAACUGCCGAACAUAUUACAUUCGUAUUGCAUAUCCCCAGAUAGCCUGGAUCUGAGUGCACAUUAUUGGAGAAUAGCGCUCAGAUCCCAUUCGCAUAGUUCAAUCGCCAUGGAGUCAAAGUCUCUUUCAGUUCUUCGGUAUGCGAUUGACUCCAUGGGACGGCUAUCUGGGUUAAGUCCAUUCGUGUGGUUGAAUCUCCCGAACGGCUGGCAUUCGUAUACUUUUGUCGAUUGAGAAGGGGAGGUCGACGGCUUCAGCGGUGUUCGGCUGAAAAAGUGUCCGUUUUCAGAUCCAUGAAAUAAUCGUCGAACACCGCUGGUCGUUCGCAUGGACAAAAUGGCCGCCGCCUCGUGGUCGACAUACGAACGACGACCACCCGGCAUUCGGUUUUAAUUGAGAAGUGUCUGUGGUUAACCGCAACGUUCUAAUUGGGAUCAAUAGGUUAACCAGCAGCACACUUCUCUUCUGGGUGGCCGUCCGUUCGGUAGUUCCGUUCGACAAAACCGACAUUCCCUUGAAUAAAGCAUACGAAUGGGGAAAUUCAUGUAACCGAGAAAACAGGCGAACAAAGCAGUUGUAAUCCAGACAGAUGGGUCUGUCACAGGUCAUAUCUGUGUUUAUCCUAUAUCCCUGUGUACAGAGCGGGUCUGUUGAAUGUUUCACUAAAAUAUUUUUGUAAUUAACAAAGUCUCUUUGCUGGGGUAAUUCACUAAGCUCCUAAAAUCGCAAUAUUGCCAUUCAGGUAUUCUCUAAAGAUAACACUGCCUGCCCUAAAUCUUUUUGCUAAAAAAACCCCAAAAGAAAAUGUCAGAAUUCUUUAUAAAAAAAUAAUUAUAUUUAACAUAAAUCCAUUUUAUUAUAAACCUAGCUGUAUCCAGAUUUACUCCCCCUUAAAACUUGUGGGGGACAUAUUUAGAGAUGUUCCCAGUCUGCAUGCAGAGGGAGUAAUAAGGUAGAAUCCACAGCUAACUGUACAACCAGCCAGUGAUAAAGAGUUAAAUAAAUAGAACAUUUUGGGGGGGAAUCCCCAGCACCAGAAGUAAAUCUAUUAUGUUUGUGCUCAAGACUUUUUUUAAUAAGAAAGGGUUUUAUGGAUAUUGCAAUGGUGACUAUAUGUAUUGAACUAAACAUGACCCUGACAUAAUCGGGGAGUUCCUUAACCACAACUGGGCGUCCUAUGUGGAAUAAAUAAUACUCAAUAAAAUUGGAGUACCAGAGAUUUUCCUUUUGAAUGAGUCACCAUGGGAUUAUUAAGCAAUAUUCUUCUUAGAUUUUUCCAUCUCAUAUUAAUAUCUAAAUAUUCAUAGGUCUGGUUUGUUUUGUUAUAGUAACAUUAUAUACCUCUGCUAGACAACGCAUGCCUGCAUUUGGAAUCAUUUAUCUGAAAUGAAAAGGUAAUAAUGGAAUACGUAUUUCCUUUAUUUUUUUGCCCCCUUUUCUUUACUAGACUGUGCCCACUCAUGCACAUUAGACAUGUGCAAUUCAUUUCAGUCAGAAUGUGAAUUGGGACGAAUUUUGGGCAAUUCAGACAUUCAGGUAGUUCUGAAGUUCCGAUAUACUUACCCAGUGGAAGAAUGAAGAAUGUUACACUGUAUAAAAUUUUAAAUAAAAAGUAUACAAACAUAGCCAGUAUUCAGCUGUAAGCAUUCGCAACACUUACAACAAUCAAGUAACAUACAUUCAUAUAAAAUGUAAGUUACUUAGCCAGUCAGUGUAAUGACAGGAAUGAAUAAGUAGAUAACUCCCUAAUUCCCACAGUAUUCGGGAGCUAUCUACUAAAAGGCUGAAAGACAUAAAUUGGUCUUUCAGCCAAAUUUACUAAUACUAACUAAAAAAUUAACCCCUACCUACCCCCCUCACGCUAAAAAUAAUGAGGUGGGGACCUUUAACUAAGUACCUGUAAAAAAUAAAUAAAUAAAAUAAAUAAAAAUUCCCAUUUGAUGUCUUUCUUCUAAAAUCUUUUUUUCAGCCCCAAAAAAGGCCAAAUAAUAAAUCCAUAAUAACCGACGCACUUAAAAAAAAAAAAAAAAAAGGCUGCUCACUGUUUAAUAGACAUGCCCCUACUCACGGUAUAGCAAGUAGGGGCAAAAUGCACUAAUACUAAGUAAUUUUUACUUGGUAUUAGUAAAUUUGGCUGAAAGACCAAUUUAGGUCUUUCAGCCUUUUGGUAGAUAGCUCCCUAAUACCGUGGGAAUUAGGGAGUUAUCUACUAAGCGGCUGCAUGAGAAGUCCCGAAUUUUGGAAUGCCGUACUGAACCGAAAAUUUUCCCAUGCACAUGAUAUAGAUAACUAUUGUGCAUGAUCCACUAAAUUGAGCUCACAAGAUAGCGACAUUGUGUGUAGCAGGGCCAGCUCUCCAGUAAGCUCCUAACUCACUGCCUGCCUUGGCCUGCUCCGGCUCCUGGCUGGAUUCCAACAAGGUGGAAAAGUCAGCAACUCAACCAGCGCUGUUGUAGUUAUAGUGCCAGUAAUGCCCUGGCUCACUUUUCCUCCAUUGUAAUAGUUAAACAGUUUAAGAAUCUUUUGACUUAUCUGCAGUCCUUCAGCUGCUGUGUUCUCUACAUUUCAGUGAGAACCGAAAGCUCCUGCUCGGGCACCUCUGUUAGCUUUGUUGAGCAAUCAACCGAUGCUCUCAGCCAAUGAGCUCGCCCUCAGAAGAGUUAAUGGACGCUCCUGCUUACAAGCCUUCACUCUCCUUCAGAAAUAAUAGAUGUGGAGAGCAACAAUGGACCCCUAGUGUGACUCAUUCUAAAAUGAUUUGACUACUUGCAAUAGAGAGUUGCCAGCGCAUUCCUUGCACCAGAACUACAAACAGUGCACUGUAGUGGUUAUGGUGGUUUGAGAGUUUCUUUUAAGCUUUGUUACUUUGUUCUUUAGUGAAGUGAUAGUUAUGUGACCAUUUUGGAAUGCUAAGAAUUACUUGAAUCUAGUUUGACAAUUAUAGUCUGUUUUAGGAUCAAAAUAUGAUAUCCCCUUUCAACAAGAGAAGAGUCAGAUGCAGACAUGUUUGAGAUUUUUCUAAUUCUCCACUCUUUUUUUUUUUUUUUUUUACAAGAUGGAACCUUAAUAAAGGAAUGCUAAAGUGUUGGGAAUAGAAGCAUAUUCGUAAUUUUUCGUGGUGAGGGUUUAAAAGAUCUUUUACAUACUUGGUUUUGCCACUAUUGCUCUGCCUCCUCAGCUGAGAUCAGACCCGGAAAAAAGGUGUGCCCACCCACUGAAGACGUGUGAUAGUCUGGUGCUACUGAAGCACUCUCUAAAUGUCCUUGUUUUGGGGGGCAAUUGGAUUGAUGUCUUAUAACCCUUUUGCCCCCCUCCUAGUUUAAAUACAUCUUAGCAAAACCUCUGAACUGCUCACUGAGAACAUUUGUUCCCUUUUGAGAAAGAUGCAAACCAUUUUUUUGGUACCGUUUAUGUCCAUUUCAAACAGAGCUACCAUGAGAAAUGAAGCCAAAUCCUUGCUCCCGACACCAUUCACCAAGCCACAAGUUUAAGUCCCUAAUAUGCAUCCGCCUGUCGUUCUGAGUGUUAUGCACAGGUAGAACUUCAGAGAAUGACCGUGUCGUGCCGUAUAUCAGCAAAAACACAAAAAACUUCCUUUACCUCUGAAACCUCAUUGCAAGCCAAGUCAUUAGUCCCUAGAUGGACAAGUAAAUCCAAUUCCCUUUCCUGCUUUGCUCGCUUAACAAUAUUACAAAUACGUCUCCUGUCUCUGUGAGCAGUAGCUCCGGGAAGACCUCUCACAAGUCCACCAUUGUCCAGCUCCACACCUCUUUUAUAAUAGAAUCCCCCAACAACAACUGCUUUCUAUUAGGCCUCACCAUAGUCUCCAAGCCUGUCUCCAUAAUACCACUACACUCGGUGCCUGAACCUGUCUCCACAACACCUCUACCCUCAGUGCCUGACCUUGUCUCCAUAACACCACUACACUUGGUGCCUGAGCCUGUUUCCACAACAACUCUACCCUCAGUGCAGGCCCGGACUGGCCAUCGGGCAUACCGGUCAAAUGCCUGGUGGGCCGCGGUGGCCAUGGGCCGAGGCUGGCAGGGGAGGUCCCAGGAUUUCCCCUGCCGGUCUAUGCAGGGCCGGCACUAUCCGAGCGCCGGCACGGCUGUAUUCCAAAGAUCUCCCUCACCGUCCCCCUUGUGAUAGACCUGCGGCUGGGGAGGGAGAGGACCCGGCAGAGCUCUAUCUUGCAGCUCCGCCAGGUUCAUCUCAUGAGAUCCUACUUAUUGUUUUUUUAUUUUAUUUUUUUUGCCCCCCAACACACAAUCCCUUCUAAUAUUCACACACAGCACUCUCACACCCAUCACACACAGCACUCUCUCACACAGCCCCCACACCACACACAGCACCCCUCAAACACAGCAUCCAUCACACACAUAGUGCACCCUUCACAGACACACUGCACCCCUCACACAUACACACUACACCAAACACACACACAAUACUUCAGAACAUAUUUAUAUUAUAUACACACACACUACAGCACUCCUAAACACAUUACGUUCCAGACACACACUAGAUCCCUUACCCAACUCUGGAUCAUAUACACACACUAUAUCCCUUUAUACACUCUGAAUCCGUUAUAUACACACACACUCACUAGAUCUCCUACACAUUCUGGGUCCUUAAAACACACACUAGACUCCUGUAUACACACACACACACACACACACACACACACACUACAUUCCUAAAAUACACACUCUGGACCCUUAUAAACACACUAGAUUUAUUGUAAACAAACACAUACUACACCCCUAAACACACACUCUCUACAACCCCUACAAACACUACAUCACAUAUAUAUAUAAUAUACACACUAUAGCCUGUAUGCACACAUUCUCUACUGCCUCUAGCCACAUAUGCAUUACAUUACACCAAAAACACAACACGACUAAAACCGACCUUAUUACACAAUACCACACCACAAUCAGCUCACUCUACACAAACGCAAUCCCACAAGCAGGCUCCAAACACAUGCACAAUACUCUUUGAAGGAUCUGGGAUCUCUGCUUCUUAUACAUAGGGACUUGCUAGUAGUUUAGUUCUGGACUGGGUGGUAUCAGUCUGAUGUGUAAAAGUGAAUUAAACCUUCCUGAGACCAGAUUGGUGCUAAUUUAAGGGAAAUAAAUUACAUGAUGUAGCUAUUUCAUGAUGUUAAAUCAUGAUUUUAUGAAAGACACAGAGGAGAGUAAUGCUUAACCCUUUCUUUACUGUCCACCAAUAGCAGCAAAGAACACAAAUAGAAAAAAUAUAACAUAUACAGUGAGACACCACCAAUCCACAUUCAAGUCCCAGUAUAACCGCAAGCACCGCCUCUAAACAUCCCUCUUUCUUUGAAGAUGCGACACAUCACAAGGAGAGACCAAAAACAGGAACAAAAUAAAAAUCCCAACAUUCGGAAAACACAGUAACAAAGUCCAGUGAAUGUCAGUCCAUGGAACUUCUCAACCUGAAACAAACUUCAAUAUGAUAACGGAAUCCAGCCAUCUUAAACAAAAACCAACCGGGAAGAAGUGAGGACCAUCGAGCAACACCGAAUCAAGCUGUGAAAACUCAAAGAACAGGAGCCCAACGGUUAAAUCUGUACUAAAACCAAAUUGCAAUUGCCAAAUAAACAUGAACCCCGCAUGCAUCAGGUCAUAUUACAAAUAGUGCAAAACCCACAGUGCAUAAACAUGAAAAUCAAAAAUCAAACCAGUACACUUGAACAGAAAAAAACACUAAAUACAGUGCAUAGAACAUAACACCUACUGUACCCUGGAAUCUCUAUAUGAGAGAACAGCAGGGAUGGAUAAACAAGUUAAACUAACUCCUAAGAGUGGGACAAGACUCGCAUCUGUGUCUUUCAUAAAAUUAUGACUAUCGUCAUGAAAUGGCAAAUUCCUGUAAUUUUACGUCAAGACAUUGAGGCUCAUAUUGCAAGUUUAAAGCUGACCAGCAACCACAGAAACAAAAACGUGAGGGAAUGGAAAAAUUUCGAUUUCGAGUCCACCAUUCUCAUCGCGUCUUCCAGACGUGCACCUGAAGUCACAAUAGAAGUGGCUGAUGCCCCUGGGAAAAGUGGGCGCCAAAAUCUGACGUGUCCACACAGGCCUGCAACAUCACCCACUUCACCCAUCGAGCAAAGGUAGUACUGGACAUUGGAGAAAAUGGAUGGCGAAGUGAAAUAAAAAGUUGCGGUGAUGAUAUAGAACGAUGCGCACUAGUCCGAAGUUCAUAUUCGUGCAAUCAAGCAACAGGAUACAAUAUCAGCGAAGCUGUUAAAGUCUGAUACGAUACCAAACAAAUAGCAGUCUUUGUAUGCUUGGAGAUGUUAAAGGUCAUCCCGUCCGGUGUUAAAGACCGCACAUCAUAGUCCCGAGCGUGAACGUCCGAAACCCUCUUGCCAUAAAUGAGGUAGAAGAGGGAGACCAACUUGGCCGACAAUUGCGGCAAGGUUAGGUCUGUGUAAGGAGGCCAGGAACCAAAGAGAGAUAACACACAGGAGAUAUCCCAAGUGGAGUAGUAAUGAGGUCUAGGUGGGUAUGACAGUAGAGAUCCCCAAAGCAACCGACACACCAAGGAAUGUUGGCCCGCGGGGCAACUGUCAAAACCUUCAUGAGCUGAAGAAAUGGCCGACCUGUACCAAUUAAUCAUGCGAUACGCACGGACAGCCUCAAAUAAUGAUGUAAGGAAUUGAAGGAUUUCAGUCACAGGUGUUGAAACGAGAUCCACGUCCCUAGCCAAGCACCAGCCAGUCAAAGCUCGCCAAGCUGUCUCAUAUGACCGUCUAGUACCGGGAGCCCAUGCAACUGCCAGGAGGCGUCGUGUUGCUUCUGAAACCCCCAGGACAUCCCAGGGACCCCGGAAAUCCACCACGCAAGUAGCAGGAGGGAUCCGUCAAGCAGAAGUGGAUGCCGCAGACCCAUCAGAUCUAGAAGAAGGAGAUCCAGGCAAGACUGCAACAGCCUGGGAAAAUCCAUGGCAAGCUCCAGCAGCUGCGGUAACCAGGACAAAACAGAGCCAGCAGGAUCAAUUUGGCCUGUUGGCAGUGAACCUGGAAGAGGACCCGAGGGAGCAUGACAAAUGGAAGAAAAGCGUAGUGGAGCGAGCCGCUCUAGUCCUGCAGGAAAGCGUCCACUGCUUACGCAGCUGGGCUCAGGCACCAGCUGUAGAACCGUGGCAAUUGGGUGUUGAGUGGGAUGCAAAAAGGUAGAUGGGGAAAAAAGGUCCCCAAAGAGAUGAGAUAGUGAACAACACCCUCACGUCCAAUCUCCAGUCACCGCUGUCUGACAUAUAGAGUGAACUCCAGUCCGCGUUAGUGUUGUGAAGAGCCGGAAAGGUAUUCCGCCUGGUCCACAGAGUCCUUGGCCAAGCAAUACGCCCAAAAGUAAUUAGCUUGACAAGCCAGAAGCGCUGACUGGGUGCCACCCAUGUGAUUGACGUAUAGGACUGCCAAGAUGUUGUCCAUGCGCAGAGGAACUGGCCAGAAGAUCCACAGCAUUGAUGUGGAGACGGGCCUUGUCCUCUGACCAACGUUCGCCUGUAGUCACGUUGUUGCAGUGGGCACCCCAGCUGUGGAGACUCGCGUCCGAGUCCACAGUGAACUAAGAUUGUGAACCAAAGCAGAGAGUUUGUGGAUCCAUCAAUUCAAUUUGUCCCGCAUCUUGUUCUCCAGCUUGGAUAGAGAAUGCCAGCAGGAAUUGUCGCCAGAUGGUGUAGCGUGAUCUGCGGGCAUGACAGCGUGCGACGCAACUCCUUGUGGAUGGUCCGAAUAUUGGACGUUGGAAGGCUCUGCAAUUCCGCUCCUGAGUCCACAGUGAAACCAAGGAACUCCAUGCAUCUUGAAGGAGUCAGAAAGGACUUCUCCCAGUUGAGGAGGAAACUUUGGCAAGAGAGGAGGUCUAUAGUCCAUUGCAGGUGCAGUAGAAGGAUGGAGCGAUUCUGUGCCAUGUAUAUCAUCCAGGUAGACAGUCAGACGCACCCCCCGACUGCAUAACCAGGCCAUGGCCGGGCGCAGCAGUUUUGUGAAGCACCAUGGGGCCGAGGAGAGACCAAAAGGAAGACAUGUAAAACGCCAAGUUUUGUGCUUCCAAAGAAAAUGCAAUAAGUCCCUGGACAUCUGGGCCACUGAGACCAUCAAGUCUGCAUCCUUCAGAUCCAGUUUUGCCAUCCAGUCGUUGUGAAGGAGCAGGUCCCGCAGAAGGUAGGUGCCUUCCAUCUUGAAGUGGGGGUAGUGCACCAAGGUGUUCAGGGGAUGUAGAUUGAUAAUGGGGCGCAUCUGGCCACCUUUCUUUUCAACCAAGAAAAUGAUGCUGAGGACCUGGGCAGGGGAUGUGGGUGCCAGUUCUAUUGCCCUCUUCCCGUGAAGGGCCGACAAUUCCACGUCUAUUAACCCGCGAUCUCAUAGGGAGAAUGAGAUUGGGCGAGAUGGAGGAAUGUGGCAAGGCAUACUGACCAACUCUAUGUGGAAACCCCCGAAUGGUGUCUAGGACCCAAGCACCGGAGGUGAUGGCUGAUCAGGCAGGGAAAAAAAUAGCUUUUGCCCCCUACACAAACCUGAGAUGAAAAAUGAGGUAGAUGUAAGCUAACCGCCAUGGUCUUCCACGUGAAGGUAAGAAGGGAGACUGGUCUCUCGCCUCCUGAUAGGGGGGUCCCUAGGUACAGUAGUAGUUAUGGCUGGGCAGAAGACCUCUGAAUCUGCUGGCCCUGGUAGAGACCUGCCCCUGAAAUACCCUCUUUAUGGAGGAUUGGGCUUUUUCAAGGGUGGUAAAAGCUCCUACAAAAUGCCCCAGGUCUUUGAUAAAUUAGUCCCCUAACAGAAGGCCCUUGGCAUCCUUGCCCACCUCUGUAAGUGCGAGAUUGGCCAAUUUGGGCUCUAUUUAUUUUAGAGAAUGGCCUUGUGCUGUUCUACAGAGAGGGAAGAAUUAACACAAUACUUCCCUUUCUAUAGAAUGCAAUGCCUUCUGCACCCAACCUCAGUUCUUCUGGGUCAACCUGUCUGUUCUCAGCUUUGGUGUCUUCUGCUAGGUCAAAGAGCUUAGCCAAGUGCCCAAAUAUGUCCAGAUGUUUAUCUUGGCAUGACUUAAGUGCCGAAUCCAAACCCAUACGUGGGUUCCAUCCCAAUCUGGUAAGGAACUGGGUCAUUUUAGGGUCAACGACCGGGAUCUCACAGACUUUAUUGGGCACCAAAGGCCGUGGGCAUUCAGUCCUGAGUUUACUCUGGGCUGCCUUGCUGAAGGGGCACCGUACCCAGGUCUCCAGGUAACGUGCCUUGUUCCGCUGGGAGCCACUCGUCCAACCUCGGAUGAUGGAGAUCAUCCGGGUUGAACAUAGGUUCUCCCGAUGGAUCCAGGAAAGUGGAGCCCACGGUAGCUGGGGUAUCACUCAGAGAUCCAUUCACAGCAGCCCCCGACUGAAUGACGGUCAAAAGGUCAAGGUCCUGCUCAAAGGAUUCAUUAUCAGUCACUCGAGGACUUGGUACCAGCCUUGUCACUAGACGCAAUUUCUGAGUCGUUGUCGCUCUCAGUUUGUGCUCUAGCACAUUUCCAUCGCCACGCCCAUUCUGCCUAGCGUGGAAGGGCUAUUCUGUGUGAUUGAGACAUGCUGUCUUGGGUGACCUCAGGUACACAGGUCAUAAUGGUUCUGGAGGCAGAGGGAGUUAAAUACCUGGGUUUGGCAAUACCCUUCUUGGUUGCGCCCUCCGAGGAGUAUGAACUAGAACGCAUUGUUGCACCCGAACUUUCUGCGUCCAGCGGGAGAUGGCCUGAGAGAUUACAUAAUGGCAUUCAAGGCCGGCCUUAGGCCUUUAGGCGCUCUGUGCGAAAAAUCUUCACGUCACCUCCUUCCCCCUCCAGUCAUCCAUGUAUAGUGGGUCUGUGUCUGUGUGGUGUCAAAUCCACCACGUGCACACAGUCGCAGGCAGAAACACACAUACCGUUACAGGCAGAUAAACACACUCACACACAAUUACAGGCAGACAGUCACACACACAGGUACAGACCGUAACAUACAUAGAGCCACACAUACAGUCUUAAACACACCUACUUACAUGCAGACAGUCACAUGGCUGGUGUCUCACUGUAUAUGUUCUAUUUUUCUAUUUGUGUUCUUUGCUGCUAUUGGUGGACAGUAAAGUAAGGGUUAAGCAAUAUGAGCCUUUGUCUUGCAAUAAAAUCAUAUUUUGUUUUUGCAUACACUGUUUUGAGAUGUCAACAAAACCAAAAAGAAAGAUGUGCUGUGUCCUUAACCCCUUAACUAUGCCAUCCUUGAAAGGGUGACUCUAAACGCUGGAGGGCAGGUAUAGUACGUCCAGCCGUCUUCCCGCUGUCCUGGCCCCCCCUUGUCUUACCUGGACAGGCGAUCCCGGUCGGGGAAGGGGGGGGGUGGAGUGAUGUGGCGGGGACAGCCUGAGAGUCCAGCAGUCCCCCUGGAGCAGCUGCGGCCAUUCCGGCUCUUUAGGGCCAUGUGAUCGUGAGUCUAUGGAGUUGCCUGUAGGGGGGACUGCCUGAGCUGUCAGGCAGUCCCCCAGGCUGCUAAAAGUGUAAAAAAAAAAAAAUUUAAAUUUAAAAAAAAAAAAAAAAAUCAAUUAAAUAAUCAAAUAUAUUAAACAUAUAUUAUAUAUGUAUAAUCUAUUAUAAAAUAAUUAGAGCAUUUUAUAAUAUAUUAUACAUAUAUAAUGCAUAUAUAUGAUUUCAUUAUAAUGAAAUCAUAUGCAUUAAAAAUGUAUAAUAUAAAAUGCUUUAAUUAUAUUCUACAUAUAUAGGAAAUACGUGUGUGUGUGUGUGUGUGUGUGUGUGUGUGUGUGUGUGUGUGUGUGUGUGUGUGUAUGUAUAUGUAAAAAAAUAAAUAUUUUUUUACAUUUUUUUUUAUUCUUUAUUUUUGGUGUGCAAAAAGAUACAUACCAUCUUGUCAUGCAACAACAGCACCAACACAGAGUAUAAAACUUAGCUUACAUUUAACAUGGCAUUGCAAACAUAACAUGCACAUUUUUUUUAGAGUGAUUAUAAGUAGGGAGGCAUGUGAAAUCUUAGAUUAAGGUCUACGCUCAUUCGUAGAGAAAAUUAUCUAGACUAGAGAGGAACAAUAGUAAAAGGAAAGUAGCAAGACUGAUGUUGUCAAGUAACUGUCGUUGUGAUUAUCCCCUAGGAGGCCCACCAGGUAGAUAUUAGCAGACUUUCUUAACUUUGGGCCCAAAUACAGUGCAAUGACCAUCUGUACCAUGUAUAUGAAAAAACUGAUUAUCCAAGGCAAAGGUGUAACUAAUAAAAUAAGAAAUAAUAGGCUAAUGGGUGAGGGGAAAAAUUAAUAGCAGAGAGUCCCACCAUGCAAUUUUAUUUAUUUUUAUAUUUGUGUGUGUGUGUGUGUGUAUGUAUAUGUAUGUGUGUAUGUGUAUAUAUAUAUAUAUAUAUAUAUAUAUAUAUAUUUUACAUAUGUAACUAUUAAUUUUACAUAAUUAUUUGAUUUUAUUAAUUAUAAUUUGAGUGACCUGCCUGACAAGCCAGGCAGACAGUCCAGAGAAUUUAAUUGGCAAGCCCUAUAUUUAACCAUGUAAAUUUCCAAAACACCAUAAAACUAGUGAUGUCCCGAACGUUUCGCCGAACAGUUUGCCGCGGACGGCGAACAUAUGCAAGCCUCAGGCAGCGCAGCACUGCUGUAUGGCCGGUGGCCGGAUUUGAGUGACCGGCAGGAGGGAAGCGCAGAGCGCUCCCUCCUGACGUUCUCUCAAUGUAGCGUGGCAUAGCGUCGCGGAACGCGGGGCAGGAACUUCUGUUUCAUGUACCCGUUUGCGUGCGGACUGACAGGAAGUGCUCACCCGGUGAGUGCUUCCCUUCAGUCGGCCGGGUACAGGAAACAGAAGUUCCUGUACUGCGGUUUGCGCCGACUGGCCAAGCUACAUAGGCACGAGGGAAGAGGAGGGUAAGGGGGGGUAAGGACCACUGGGGAGGGCGGGGAGUAAGGACCACUGAGGGAGAGGGGGUAGGGGUAAGGACCACUGACAGAGGAGGGGGGGUAAGGACCACUAAGGGGUUUGGCAGAGGGAGGACCACUAAGGGGGGGGAAGGGCCACCAAAGGGGGGGUAACGAGGGGGGAGGUCCACUAAGGGGUUUGGGAGAGGGAGGACCACUAAGGGGGGAAAGGACCACCAAAGGGGGGUAAGUAGGGAGGACCACUAAGGAGAGGGGAGGAGUAAGGACCACUUGGGGGGGAGGAGAGGAUAAUGACCACUGAGGGGGGGGAGAUUACCACUAAGGGGGUGGGUGGGGAGGUCUACUAAGGGGUUUGGGAGAGGGAGGAUCACCUAGGAGGGUAAGGACCACUAAGAGGGUAGGACCACUAAGGGGGGAGAAAGGAAGGACCACCAAAGGGGGAGAAAGGAGGGGAAGGACCACUAAGUAGAGGGGAGAGGGUAAGGACCACUGGGGGAGAAGGUAAAGACCACUAAGAGGGGGAGAAGGGGGCAAGGACAAAUAAGGGGUUUGGGGGAGGGAGGACCACUAAGGGGGGGGAGUGAGAAGACCACCAAGGGGGUACUGCAGAGGGACAGGAGGCCAAGGGAGAGCACUAAGGGACAGAAGGGGAGAACAUUGAGGGGACAGGAGGGAAGGGGAGACCACUAAUUGACAGGAGGGGAGAGCACUAUGAAAAAAACAAAUAGCUGCUCCCCUCUCAGUCCCUAUCCUACCCCACAAACCCUCUCUUUUACAUUACACACAUACACAGUGCAUCCCACCCACACACACCGAAACAUACAAUGCAUCCCUACUCACACACACAAUGCACCCCUUACAUACACACACUGCAUUCAAUUACAUACAAAGAAACACACAUUGCAUCCCUUACACACACACACAUACACACACAUACAAUGCAUUCCUCAUAUGCAAACACACACUGCAUCACCUAUACACACACAUCUCUUACACAAAUUGGUAUCCCUAUACACUAUAUUCUAUAAGAACACACACAUUACAUUCUCUACAAUAGCACAUAACACAUCCCCUACCCACAUACACUCCACGCCCUGUGAGAGAACUCAUGGUUGGGCCAUGUAGGUGGAUUUAUGGGUGGACAUUGUAGGCAUACUCACGGUCAAGCCCUGGGGGCCCAGACCUUGAGCUGUGUAAGGGGCCCCAAAAAUGGAGCUGAUUCCUGUUCUUUAAUUGUUGUGAGCACUGUUACAAACAGUCUCCAGAGAGCCUCUUCUACACCAGACAUGUGGAGCCAGACUGCAGCCUGAGCCCAUCAUCAUCAUCUUGUCCUCAUCUGGUGGUAUGUAGGCAAUCCAAUAUAUUAUUAGUGGCACUAAUCUCUAAUUUACCUCACAUUAAAUGGAUACAAUAGUCACCAGAAGCACUACAGCAUAAUGUAGUGGUUUUGGUGUCUAUAGCUUGCGACUGUAGGCUUUUUAAUGUAAACACACUGUCUUUUCAGAUAAAAGACACUUUGUGCAGACUGGUGUUGGCCCAUAUGGCAGAGCAUAUGGGCGGGGCAUUGUGAUGUCACAUGAUGGGCAGGACAUAUGGGGGGGCAGUAAAAAUCCUUGCACCUGCCCUGACCAUACGGUCUCAAAGGCAACAUAGGCCCAGCAAACCAACCUUCAAAUUUCAAUGUGAAAACAUGGAAAAGGGGAAAGCCCUACAUUUGACCACCGUAAGUUUUCAAAAAACCAUAAAACCUGUACAUUGGGGGUACUGUUGUACUCAUGAGAUAUUUCUGUAGAAUCCAAUGGUAUUAUGACAUUCACAGUUAAAAUGUCACGCAGAACUUGAAAAAUAAAAUUUCUUUUUUAGAUUGUAUUCAUCUUAAAUUAUGCUUCAUAUAUAAACAUUUGAUAUGAAAUGAAACUCCUGUUUCCCCUGAAUAAAAUUUUAUAUAAUAAGUGUGGGUACACUUAAUAUGAAAGAGGUGCAUUAUGGUUGAACCACAUAUAGCGCAAAUUCCAGAUUUUGUUUUUAUGUUUUGUUUUGAUCACAACUUGUACAAUUGGCUCCAUCCUUUAAGGGUUAAGACAAUAUAAAUAUUUUUCAUAAAAUGCAAUACAAAAUUGUAUUGUGCAAUAUAACAUCCGUGUACAACAGUGAUGUCUUAAAUGAGGUGUAAAACGGUUUGUGCUCACCAUAAAAUAAAAGCGCACUUACAAUAUUUGCAACUCAGUAGUAGUAUUUCUCUCUAACGUUCAAAGUAUUGUUUAUAUUGUAUAUACUUUAAACGUUUGAGAGAAAUAUCUACUAUUGAGUUGCGAAUAUUGUAAGUGCUCUUUUAUUUUAUGGUGAGAAAAAAAAAUGGUUUUACACCUCAUUUAAGACAUCACUGUUUUUUUUUUUUUUAUAUUGUUUAAAAGAAACCGCGCACGUUUUUGUUAUUUUAAGUGUUUUGUGAGCUAUUUGCACUUUUAAGGUUGCAGCUUUUAAUCACACAUGAAGUGGUGUUUAUAUAUUUAUAAAACUUCUAUUGUAGACAUUUGGUUAGCGCCUAUUUUACUUGUGUUUUUUUUUUUUCUGGUACACAUACUGUUUUGAGAUAUGUUGCGUACUUUAAAGUACUUUUUAUGUUUCUUCAUCAUUUAGUUGUUUUAUGUUUCUUUAUAACACUUUUACUUUUUCUUUUAUUCUAGCUUACUUUGCCAACCUGGUAGGAAAAUGCAGAAUUAAAUACAAGGUGAUUCCUCCUGCAGUAACAGGUUCUCCAGAAUUUGAGAGAACCCUCAGAGCACAGUAAGUCCUGGAAAAACUAAAAAAAAAAACUAAAAUACAUUUUUAUUACUAUUCCAUAAACUUCACCUGUGUUUCAAUGUCCAUGAAGUCCCUUAUUUUUCUAGGGGAAAAUCCGUGUUUUUAUUUUAAAUUUUUUUUUUUAAUUUCCUUACCUAGUGUUUCAGUUUACUUUUUCCUUAUUAAAGGAAUACUCAAUUGUUGGUUUUCAACACUUUAUAAAGCUUUGCUACACUGUGAAAUUUGACUCCUAGCUGAAUGGUUGGCUUGCACCAGUGCCCCUCAACCUUUUCUCAUCCAAGACACACCAGAGCUCUCCCCAGAAUCCUGCAUCACACCACAAGCAAACUUUAUAUUUGUGUGUGUGUGUGUGUGUGUGUGUGUGUGUGUGUAUGUAUGUAUGUGUAUAUAUAUAUAUAUAUAUAUAUAUAUAUAUAUAUAUAUAUAUAUAUAUAUACACACACAUAUAUUAGUGUGUGUUUAUAAUGUAUGUAACAAGGUACAUACACAGAACAGUGUCACUUUGCCCCACAGAACAUGGCACAGUAUGUUUGCCCAUUAAAAAAAAAUCCACGCUCAUAUCUCAAGCUGGCUUUAACUCCUCUUGUGAUGUACAAAAGGAACUAGGACCAUUUGCAUAUCAGACCUAUUCUACUUAAAAGGGCGGUAUAGAUUCAAAAUGCAGGCUGUAUCUUUUUGCACAAGAGAUAAAGUAACCCCAGAUAAUCAUUCAGCCUUAUGCCUCGUUAGGGAGGUGUAGCUGAUACCCCUCUAGGCACCGUGAGCAAGUUGGCCAUGUCUGGAUUACGUUUUAAACUUGAAGGAAAAAAAAAAAACACACUUUUUUUUUUUUUUUUUUAAAUGUAAUUUUGGUCUUUUAGUAGAUAGAUAGCUCCCUAAUCUUUGUGGGAUUGCAUUCAUUGCAUUUCAUUUGUCCGAAUGAGAAUUCACAACUAAAUAAUGUCAAUAGCUAUAUAUUCCAACUGGGGGAAAAAAAUUAAAUCGCUGUGUAUUAAAUCAGCACAGAUCAACGUUUUGUUCCUACCAAGUCUUAAUCAAGAUCUCGAUAAAGACCUAGUAGGGUUGAAAUAUUGAUUUAUGCUGAUUUAAUAUAUGGAGGGAUUUAUUAAAAAUCAGAGUGCUGGGGCGUGGCUAACCGCCGAGCUUAAUGGUCGCUUGAACCCGAGCUCCGGCUACUGAGGCCGACAAUCCAUCACAAUCCGACUGCUUAGGACCUGCAAAUUGCCACAAUAUAGGAUGGCACAAACUAAAUCAAAGAAAACUGCUGCAAAAAGCGAAAAAUUAAAUUUUUUUAACAACAGACUACAACCAGAUGCCACGGAGCAGAUGCGGCCCUCGCAAGAUGGCGGCGCCAGCCCGAAUCCGCGAGAUCCACAACAAGACACAGAACUGGCUACACAAACCGACCAACUUACCAAAAGCUACCUGCAAGUAGCGCUUGACAACCUAUCCCAGAAAUUAAUCAUGUCCUGGCAACAUUCCAUGGACUCACUGCGAAGGGAUGUACAAGAGAUAAACAAACGGACAACACACGUCGAGUCCAAAAUGGAUGCUUUUGCUGUAGCACAUAACGAUCUUGCGAGUCACGUAGAGCAUAUGGAGCAACAACUUAAAAUGACUGAAGUGAAACUAGCGGACCUUGAAGAUCGUUCCAGAAGGAACAACCUGCGGCUGCGGGGAGUCCCGGAAUCGAUCGGGCCAGAAGAUUUGCAGGCAUUCGUAAGAGGCCUCGCUAAGGCCUAUGCACCUGAUAUACCGGGGGAGAUGCUGCUUCUGGACCGGGUUCACAGACUCCCAAAACCAAGGUACCUGCCAGAAACUGUGCCAAGAGAUGUACUCACGCGAGUGCAUUAUUACCAUAUAAAGGAGCUAAUACUGCGAUCAAGCAGGAAUAAAUCUGCUCCACAUCCCGACUACCCCUCAGUAAAAAUAUUCGCAGAUCUAUCUGCUACUACACUGAAAAAAAGAAAGGAUCUUUCCCACAUAGCGGACAGCUUAAGAACAAAUGGCAUGAGAUUUCGAUGGGGGUACCCUACAAAAAUGAUCAUCUCCCGAGAGGGCAAACUACAUACUAUCUCCUCACCAGAAGACGGAGUGAAACUCCUACAAACCUGGGGUAUUACGUGCAAAGCAACAGAGAAAGGGGACAUGUCCUCCCGCCGACUACAGGUAGAAUGGAACAAGAUACCAGCACACCGAGCUGACUAAAACCAUUGCUAAAGGGAGAAGAUGACCUGUAAACUAAAUUAACAUACACCACCUAGGCAUUCGAUGUGCCUUAAACCUCUGGAAGGAACCCCAAAAACUCUGACUUUAUACAACAUGACUCAGAACAGUGAAUAUGAUUAAUGGAAACUAUCACCCACGAGACACGACGACAUGGAUACUACAGUGACCUCAAGAACGCCUGGGGCUUCAGACGCAUAAAAGAAUGAUCCCUCCUUGCAAACACAGAGAACAAAUUCACAGAUGAGAUCAGGAAAGCACUGGGACAUUGAAGAACUCAUAGUUGCAGUCUUUGCUUGCUUGAGGGUUCAGGUACCACACGAACAUGUGCACUGACAUAAGGGAUACAACCUCCGUAUCCCAUGAUAUUCAAUUAACCCAGUGCUUACCCUUUGCCCCCACAUAACUACUUUUACAAGGAAAUGCUGUCUGCAGCAUCAUUCCGAAUUUCAUAUAGAUCAUAGCUUAAUACAAUACAAGAUAGGAGUCCUUAGUUAUCCAACAGGGGACAAAAGGGUAAGGCGGGGCGUUUGACAACUGCUAAUUAAUCACUCUGCUCACGGUAUUAGCGACAUGCGAGCAGGCAAUAUCCGGACACUGAAAUGCUCAAAAAAAAAAAAAUACCCCACAUACGAACACAUGUCUAUUACCCCCUAUUAUUGAACACAUCAGUACAAGGUAUAUUGAAGCCGAGAUAGGGAGUACCUGAAUUGUAAAAGUAUAAGCUAUACUGAGCAACCAAUGGAGCUAAAUCUAUUCCCCAUGGUGAUAGAUGCUAAGGGUUACUUGUUAAUUGUCAACUGUAGAAAUGUAUUAAUAUGUUUAGAAUUUUUGCUGCAUCGGGUUAUUGCAGAGUUACCCACGACGGGUAAGAGGUCCCCCCCCAGAGAACACACUAAAACUAACAUGGGUCACCACCCACAGAACCAGGUCCUAUGCUAUAUAUACAGAAUGUUAAGGCCGUUAGCCACCCACACAGAUAUUUUGAUAUCUACCCCCCAUGGCUCCGCAGAUGGGCGCCAUGACCCCUCAUGGGGUAAGUUAUAAUGAACCAAGUUACACCCAUCCCAACCACCCGCAACAUACCUAUCCUUCCCGUACUCCUAGUGCAUAUGACGCUACAAAAGCUCCCCUACUAUGUGACACACACCUACAAAAGCCACUUCUGCUAAACAGGUGGGUUAAGACAAUACAGACAAGACAUCACACAGACUAUACGGAAAUAAGGUCAAGACAACCUGAGUGGCCUGUACGCAACAUCUUCUCAUUCACAAAUGAGUGUGACAAUACAAUCUCAUAAUGUAAGGGGCCUUAACACCCCGCAUAAACGGAGAGUACUUUUAGAAACAGCGAAACGCAAUCAUAUAGAUAUCCUAUGCAUACAAGAGACGCACUUUAAACAUCAUAAAGUCCCAGAUUUUGGCACAAGAGACUUUCCCACCCAAUUUCAUGCGACUCACUCCUCCAAAUCCAGGGGAGUAUCUUUCCUUUUUCAUAAAUCUCUCACGUUUGAACUGUUGCAACUCAAAAGAGACACACAAGGCCGAUAUCUUAUAAUCUAUUGUACUAUUAAUACUAUUAAAUACACAUUAGUAGGGAUCUAUAGCCCAAAUGUUAACCAAAAGAAUUUUUUGCUUAAAGUCCUUAACAAAAUUCCAAUCAGACAAAAAACCUCAAUGCUGGUAUGUGGAGACAUGAAUCAUGUUCUACACCCGGUAGCAGACACAUCUCUCGCCCAGGGCGCCCCCAGGUCAAAACUCCUCGCACAACAAUGCAAAACAUUAAACAAAGCAAUCCUAGAACACAAUCUAUACGAUAUAUGGAGAAUACAACACCCGACUGAAAGAGGUUACUCAUAUUUCUCCCACAUUCACAAAACCCACUCUAGAAUAGACAUGAUUCUCGUUACUGCAGACAUCUUACCAAAAAUGACAAACAGUGAGAUUGGGGACAUAGUGUGGUCUGACCAUGCUCCAGUGUCAGUCAGGUUGCAAACUAACUUUGACCACAAAGGGAAACCCCCGUGGCGAUUAAAUGACGCCCUAAUCAUGCAUAAAGACUUCCGCACUCAACUAAGUCACGACAUGCGUGAAUAUUUCCAAAAUAAUACUUUACCAGAACUGGAACCCACAACCACCUGGCAAGCUCAUAAAGCAGUCGUCAGAGGGAUCUUAAUCAGUAGAGCGGCAUAUAUAAAAAGAACUAAGGAACAAAAAUAUCUGGAUUCAUUAAAAACACUAAGGGACUUACAAAAAGCCCACUACCUAACCCCUACAGCAGACUUGGCUCAGGAUAUAAUAUCUAUCACAAAAAACAUAAAUGAGCUACUCCUAGACGAAACAGCACAUAUGCUACAGAGACUGAAAAUACGCUCUUACACUCAAGGCAAUAGAGCCGGCAAGGCUUUGGCAUCGCUCUUAAGACAGAAACAAGCCCAAACAAAAAUCCCAUACCUACAUAAUAAAGUAGGAAGAAAACUGCAUGAUCCACGGGAGAUCCUAACAGAGAUGGCCAACUUUUACGAAACACUAUACAACAUAAAGCGAGACCCCCAGACAUACCAACCGUCCGUACACGACAUCCAAAACUUCUUAUCUAAUAUCUCUCUGCCUAGCUUAACAGAAGACCAAAAUAAAAGGCUUUGCGACCCUGUCACAUUGUCUGAAAUCCUACAAAUAAUCAAAUCACUUCCCCCAGGCAAAUCACCGGGCCCGGACGGUCUUACUAAUUCUUAUUAUAAAACAUUUAGCCACAUUGUAGGACCACAUUUAGUAGACACAUUUAACCACAUAAUUUCCACGGGCAAGAUGCCACAGGAUAUGCUGAUGGCACAUAUAGUUACCCUGCCGAAGCCAGGCAAGCCCCCAACUAAACCCCAAAACCUACGGCCCAUAUCCCUCUUAAAUACAGAUACCAAAAUCCUAGCCAAACUAUAUGCCACAAGAAUAGCAGAUAUGCUACCUACAAUAAUCAAACAAGAUCAAGUGGGGUUCGUUAAAGGCAGACAAGGGGCCGAAGGCACAAGAAAGCUAUACAAUUUACUUUACACAAAGCAACGGCGGGGAGAACCCAGUGUAUUCCUGUCACUCGACGCUGAAAAAGCGUUUGACAGGUUGCACUGGGGCUUCCUGCAAGAAACACUUCGGAAAUUUAAGUUUCCACAACCAUUUUUAAAUCUAAUAACGGCAUUAUAUUCCAAACCCUCUGCUAGAGUGACAAAUGGAGGUUUCGCAUCACAACCCUUUUUUAUAACCAAUGGGACUAGGCAGGGUUGCCCACUGUCACCACUCCUUUAUAUCAUAGCACUGGAGCCGCUGCUACAGACUAUUAGAGACGAACCACAAAUCACGGGCAUAGCAAGAGGAGGAAGGGAAUACAAACUAACAGCAUUUGCUGAUGAUGUGAUGCUAUCACUGACUAACCCACAACUCUCCAUUCCAACUUUUAAUACUUUACUAAAAGCAUACAGCGACUGUUCAUAUUACAGGCUCAAUGCGACUAAGACACAAGCAAUGAGCCUAUUCACGACACCGGAGACAAACAGUAUCCUACAACAAACCACGGCCUUUGAAUGGAGAAAAGAUUACCUUACUUUCCUUGGUAUAAAAUUCACAACUCACACACACAAAUUGCUCCAAGCCAAUUAUAACACACUUCUCCACUCUAUCAACACCCAACUUAAAGGCUGGGAAAACAAAUAUAUCUCAUGGACUGGGAGAGUAGCCGCCGUCAAGAUGAUGGUUCUUCCCAAGCUCCAAUAUUUAUUCCGCACCCUCCCCAUACAGUUACCUGCAGCAUACAUUAAAGACGCACAGAAAACAAUUAACGCCUUUGUCUGGGCAAAAAAACGGCCCAGGGUUGCAGCACAUAUACUUUACCUACCGCAAAAAAUGGGGGGAAUGGGCCUCCCAAACUUAGAUCUAUAUUAUAAAGCGGCGAUAGUUGGCACACUAGUGGCUGUACUCCGCUCUUAUUCCAUGCCUCCGGCGUGGGUACACUUGGAAGCAUCACACACAGAGGGAUACGACAUUGCAACACUAGCGGGAAUAAGUGAAACUCACAGAAAAAAGUUUCGAGACAUUUCCCCUAUAACGUCCUUAACACUGAAAGAAUGGGAUAAAUAUACAAAAUUCUUGAAUCUUGACACGAAGCUACCACCAACAAUGCUCCUACGCUCUUUUGAAGCACUGAUCCCACAACUAAAUAUUAGAAAAUGGUCCACUGCAGGCUUAACACAUUUACACCAACUCAUGGAUAAUGAUAAAUACAUAGCCUUUACUUCACUACAAAAAGAGUUCCAACUACCACCUGCAGCGGAGUUCGCACAUAGACAGAUAAUAUCGUGGAUAGGAAGAAAUAGAGGGUCACCAUACACCGCAGAAACAAAGAGAAAUAUGGAGGCACUACGACAACUGUGCACUAACUCUAAUAAAACAGCUGGUAUCCUCUCCAAAGUAUAUAGCAGUUAUUUACCCAUAAAAAAGAUAAGAGACCUGACCUUUAUUAAAAACUGGGAAUAUGACAUAGGGAAACAAUUACCAGACGAAAACUGGCGUAAAAGUUUCAUGGCCCAUAAACACCUAACACUAUCCACAGCCCAGAUAGAAAUGUCGAGAAAAAUGCUGUACAGAUGGCAUAUGGUACCCACCAAGCUGAAACACAUUGACCCGAAACAUACGGGGGCGUGUUGGAGAUGUGGUGACGCCACAGGGGAUGUCAUACAUAUUUGGUGGACAUGCCCUGUCAUUACAAAACUAUGGAGAUCAGUACAUUCCCUUGUGCAACAAAUAGGAAAGAUGGACGUGGCAUUCAUGCCUGAGAUAUUCCUUCUGCAACAUAUGCCACAAGGCCUCUUAAAAUCCCAACAAUACCUACUUUUCCAUGUAACCAUAGCGGUGAUAACAGCUAUGGCCAAGGCGUGGCUUCAAAAGGACCCCCCACUAUUAGACACAAUAGCCUCACAUCUAGAUAAUAUUAGACUUUAUGAAUGUACGGUGCGAGCACACAGGGCGCCACAAAAGUUUUGGAUAGACGCAUGGCAAAUGUGGGACGCAUAUAGGCACCCUAAAAAACAAGGUGGAAUAUAGACAUGGAAUGAAACAAAUCAGAUGAGAGACAAGACACAAUCUCUGGAAAACGAGCGAAAUAUGUACAGGGGAAAUACCGAGAACUUAUGUUCUCCCCCCCCCCUCCCCCCUUCCCACCACCCAGUUCACGUUACGUUUAGUUUUAGCUUUAGUUAUUGUUCUCAACAUAGAUAAAAACAGGUACGAACAAAAGAAUCAUCAGGAGUAAGACGAUAUACAUAUAACAUUGACACCCUGGACUGGUGGACAAAUUAAGCCACAGCCAGAGGGGGUAAGGGAAAAUGAGAACAUGGAGCUCAAACUUGUAUAGCUACCCCAACUGGCAGUGUUGUUUUGCUGUACUACAUUUACCGGGUAUACUAGUAAUGAAUGCUGAGUUUGAGCUUAACUUUUAUUUUUACACCUUGUGAUACUGGAGGAUAUGUAAAACUUGGACAGUAUGUAAACACUGGAACAGAAUUAAUUUUUAUGUAAACUGAAUGUAGAGGAUACCAUUGUGAAAACUGAUGAUUGUACAUACCGAAAAUGCACAUUUACUGUUUGUACCUCAUAAACUACAAUAAAAAAAAAUAAAAAAAAAAAAAAAAAAAAAUCAGAGUGCUUCUUUUUUUCACUUUAUAUUUCUUCAUUGUUUAUUGAGCGUCAAGUUAUUAAACAAUACGAUUUUGCAAGAAUGGUAACCUAACCAGACAGGAGUAGCGUACAUAAAUACAAAAUCUUUUUGAAAGACCAUAUUGUAUAGUGAUCAGAGGAUUAGUCCUCAUGACCACAUUUUGUUUCUUUAUCAUCAUGGCUAAGAUUUAUUUUUAACCUUCAAUACAAAGAAAAAUAAAGCCUUGAAAGAGAAAUAAAUGCAGUGGGGAAAGAUUGUGGGAGAAGGGGAUGGGUACCGAUAUUCCACCAAGGAGGAGUGAGCGAAGAGAGCCACCAAUCUCCUAUAGGGAGACCCACCCCCGACUUCCAGAGAGCCCAGAAGUUCUGUGUGGACAAAAAGAUUGCAAAGAUCCCUCAGAAAUCAGACUCAUUGUAACCAAAUGGACAUAUACCAUUGCUGUAGUGGAUAAAACCAGUUUUUCAAUCAAUAAAAUAUACUCUCCCUUGAAAUCCAGUCCUUAAUUGAUGGGGCAGAGUCUCUCAUCCAGUAUGCCGCUAUAAACUGCGGGCUAUAUUUAUGAAGUAUAUAAUGACCUAUGGAGUGUGGGUACAAGUGGAAGAGAGAGACCUCUGUGGAGAAAGGCAGGGGAGAGUCUGUCAGUUUCAAUAGAAUUUUAUGUACCGUAUAUACUCGAGUAUAAGUCGACCAGAAUAUAAGUCGAGGCCCCUAAUUUUACCCCCAAAAAACUGGGAAAACUUAUUGACUCAAGUAUAAGCCUAGGGUGGGAAAUGCAGCAGCUACUGGUAAAUUUCUAAAUAAAAUUAUAUUAAUUUAAUAUAUUUAUUUACAGUGUGUGUGUGUGUAGUGUGUGUGUAUAUAGUGAAUGCAGUGUGUGUGUGUGUAUGAAUGCAGUGUGUGUAUGAAUGCAGUGUGUGUGUGUAUGUGAUGCAGAGUGUGUAACCUUGGUGGGGUGAGGGCAUUUUUAUUAUUUUUUUUUUUUAUUAUUAUUUUAAUAUUUAAUUUUUUUAAUAUUACAUUUUUAUUUUUUUAUUAUAAUAUUUAAAUUUUUAUUUUAUUUUUUUUCGUCCCCCCUCCCUGCUUGAUACAUGGCCAGGGAGGGGGGGCUAUAUUAUUCCCUGGUGGUCCAGUAGAUGGGCUGUGCAGGAAAGGGUCUGAGAGCAAGCUGUUACUUACCUUUACAGCAGCUCCGUUCAGCUCCCUUCUCCUCCAUACCGUUCAGCUCCACAGUGUAAAUCUCGCGGUAUGCGUGCCGCGCGGAGCGUUGCCACGGUAACCCGUGGCAACGCUCUGACGACCGCGGGUCUCGCGAGAUUUACACACGGAGCUGAACGGCACGGAGUAGUAGGGAGCUGAACGGAGCUGCUGUAAAGGUAAGUAACCGCUUGCUCACAGCCCCUAAUAAGGCUUGAGCCCGUUGAUCCUGGUCUGUACUAUGGCAAUGUAAGUUGCCAUAAUACAGGCACUGACUUGAGUAUAAGCCAAGGAGGGCUUUUUCAGCACAAAAAAUGUGCCGAAAAACUGGUCUCAUACUAGAGUAUAUAGUAUAUACAGGUAUUUGUUUCCAUAAAGGUUUGAUGAGAGAGCAUUUCCACCAGAUAUGUAUAUGAGUUCCUAGCUGUUUGUCACAUCUCCAACACUACUAGUUUACUGAAGGACAGUAGGCUGAGAUGCUUUCGGGGGUCUUUUACCAAUGAGUGAGAAUUAUAUAUCCAGUUUCCUUAUAUCUGGUGCAUAUGGAUGAUUUAUGGGGAAGUAUAAAAAUCUUAUUCCAAUGUCUCUCCUCUGUGGUAUUGUCAAUGAGGGCUAAUAUUUUAUGAGAUAGAAAAUAUAUUGACACUGAAUAUACAAAUGCCAAAGAAAUCCACACACCACUCUCUUAGUCCCAAAAAGGUGAGUGUAUACAAUACUUGUAAAUACAGAAGUAUAUGCUGGUAGUAUUCCGUAUACUUGGACCCUACAAUAAAAUAAAACAGUACAUAGUGUAGACUGUAUAUGAUAAUAACAAUAAUAAAAAUAAAUGGAUCCACUCACGAAUUUCAGAGCCGUGCCAGGCUCUGUGUAGAAUGCCCAAGGGUGCCUAUACAGGCUAGAUGCAGAAUCUUCACAAUAUCCCUCAGAGGUAGGAGAAACAGCAAAGAUGAUGGAAAGAUAAAUAGAUUUAUUGCAAAUAAAAAUGUAUAAAAACAACUAAACAAGUUGUAUAAAAUAAUGCAAAAAGUAAUACAAUGUUCAACUAAUAUUUUAUGCUUUGAGGAUCACCUGGGUAAACCAUGGAUUAAUUUGAGUUUAUGUAGAUUGUUGCAGUAGGAUAUGCUAUAUCCGCUCUCUCUCUAAUACAUAUUCUUACUAUUCCAUUUAAACAGAAUUUACUUUGGAAAGUAGUUUGUCUGUUAACAUAUCACUGCGUAUGUAGCCACAUGUAUACCAUGAUAUUUCUAGGAACUGAUCCAGGCCAAGUUAUGAUUUCAUUCUUUUUCAGACAUGGCACUACCUAAUGGGAAUAAAAUGUCUUCACAUACAUAUGGAGAUGUGGCAUUGGGCAGAAUGUGUGAGUUCACAGAGAUUGUGACUGGAAGCAGGGUCUGAAGAGUGAAGAACAAGUAUUAGAACGUGACUGAUUAUAAUGGUCGGAAUGUCAUGUCAAAGUAGCAGAAAUCUGAUUCCUUAUAAUUAUCUUAUGGGUCUUUGGUCUUAGUGCUAUCAGAACUGUGUUUUAUGUUGGAAUGUAGGCCCAGUUAUUAUGACUAUUGGGUAAACAUCUGUUUUGUUUUGUUCAUUAGACAGAACUGUAUUGAGUUCUCUGCAAUAUUCCUGAUUGACCUUUGGACUGCGGGCUGGUUCUGCAAUCAAGGUAAAAUCUUAAUUGUAUAUUACAUUUAAAAUUGGACAGUGUAUUGUGGAACUUGAUGUUAUUAAACAACAUAACUUUAACUGAACAAUUAGAUAGAAAUACAGCCUAGGUAAACUCAAAGCAGGGGGAUAACCCCUAGUGGAAAUGCAUAUCAAAAGAAAGAGGAGAGAAUACCUAUUAGAAAAGGUGAAUACGCUAUCACUAAAUAUAAGCUGUACGUGUGCAGACCAAGUAUCUUUGUUAUUUGAGACAUCAGCUAUACUCUCCCAUUUUGGGGUCAUUGUAUUGUAUGUUUGAUCUUAAUAGUCUAUUAGUGUUCCAUUCUUUAUUACUUUUUAAUACUUAUACCCAAUAAAGUUAUUUGUUAUUUUCAUUUUAUAUUUGUUUUAUUACUAUAUGUACUUUACCUGUACAGCUUAUAUUUAGUGAUAGCGUAUUCACCUUUUCUAAUAACAUAACUUUAACAGUGCAAAUAUUUCAAAUAGUACAUAAUGUUAUUUAUUCCUGCUACAUAUACAGGUAUGUCAAAUAUAUAAAAAAUGUUUGUUUGUCUUAUUGAUGCCAUCCUGUUUCCCCUCUCCCUCCUCCUUCCCUGAUCUCCGUCCCUUGCUCUCUUUUCUUUCUGGCUUUUCACUGCAUAAGUUCAUUCUUGAUUGUUUGACCACUUUGUGUAUGGCACUUAGAUUUACAUUUUUUUAUGUAUACCACAUCUCUUACUUUAUCAUCAUGCCUGCGUGAAAUUCACAUGUUCAGGUAUAUAUAUUUUAGAUAAUGUGUUUCCUCAUUUUUGGGCCUUAUGCUAUCCCAUAAUGGCUAUUUGUAAAAAGAAAAGGAAAACAGGUUGCAUCUGAUGACAAAAUAAUUACUAAGCAAGAAAAACAAUAGUAUAAAUAAUAUAAUAUACUAGGCUAGAGAACUGUGCAAUAGUGAUGCCGCGAACGGUUCGCCGCGGACUCAUCAUUGAGUAAACUUUGACCCUGUACCUCACAGUCAGCAGACACAUUCCAGCCAAUCAGCAGCAGACCCUCCCUCCCAGACCCUCCCACCUCCUGGACAGCAUCCAUUUUGAAGCUGCAUUCUUAGUGAGCUGUCCAGGAGGUGGGAGGGUCUGGGAGGGAGGGUUUGCUGCUGAUUGGCUGGAAUGUGUCUGCUGACUGUGAGGUACAGGGUCAAAGUUUACUCAAUGAGGAGUCAGCAGCGAACCGCUCGGCGAACCGUUCGGGACAUCACUACUGUGCAAUAAUAAAAAUAGUCAAGUACAGUCCUAGGUAUAGUAUACAUUCUUUUGGAGGGGAGGGGGGAGAGAUCGAGCUUCUUAUAGUCACUUGAAGUGUGUCCAUGAGCACAUAUAAAAAAACAAAAACAGAAGACCGGAAGGAUCCAAUAGUGCAGUAGGUCUCAACAAAUGUAACACAAACAUACACACAGAUACGUAAUUGCCAACUCACAUGAAAUGGAGCUUAAACCCAGCUCCCGUGUAUACAGUGUGUAGUGGUAUAAAUAUCAAUUUAUGGAUACAUAAAUGUCUUGAUGUUACUUUCAGCAACAAAGCUGUGAAGACCAUAGUAAGCAAAAACUAGUCCAUGUUUGUUGCGUGCGUGGUAUAAUCCCCAUCUCGGAUUUUUUUUGUCCAGUCAUCCACGAUGCAGAAAAUGGUUUUAGGAUGCCGCUGCAAAUACAAGUAUAAAAAUGAUAAAAUGACAAAGGUAUAAAAUUUAUGGCAACACCAAUAGGUAAAAGCCAAAAGAUACUUUAUUGCUAAUAAAAUAAAUAACAGAAUCAAAGUUUACAAUCCACGUGUUUUUCCUAAAGUUUAUAUCAAGGUGAAUUACAAUACCUGGCAUACAGGUUAAUAUAUGGUCACAGAACAAUAGAAAAUUCGAAAUCGGGUUAAAAAUUAAGUCAUAGUCACGUGAUCGUGAUCACAUGACUGUGUGGAAACUAUUCCUAUAGAUAAUGUAUGAAACUAAAAUAAGCAAGGAUAAUAUGUAAUCAAGUGGACAGCUAAACAAAAGUUGGAAGUGAUAGAUUAAAUACAUUUUAAAAAUCAUAAAAUGGCAGGACAAAACAAAUCACAUGACAAGCCAAAACUGCUUUGAGACAGUGUAGUAAAUAGGACCCGAAAGGGUCUGUGGGGAAUGUAGGCUAAGGGAAGGUAGAGAACCUUAAUGAAUGGAAGGUCAAUAUUGAACAGAAGGAGAAAAACCAUCUGACUUCUGGUCAAUAUCUUUCUCAUAUCAAUUUUAUGGUGAUUUUCUUUAGAACACUAACCCCCCCCCCUCCCCCCUUUUUUUUUUUUUUUUUUUUAACUGGGUUUUUAAUUUGAAAACCAUAGAACCUGAUGGUCAUAAUGCAAAGUUUGAAUUGUGUUAAUUUCCUUUUAAGCUCCACUUUUUCCAUUUUGUUGCUAUAUACUUUUAGGUUUUAUUUUACUUUUAUGUUUAUAUGCAGACACACUACCCGUGAUUUUCAUGUUUUUUACUUUUUAUGUGUGGUUUUUGGCUUAUUGUUUUUAUUUAUACUUUUUUAAUAUAAUUUUAUGUUUUGCUUUUGAAAUAUAUAUAUAUAUAUAUAUAUACAUUCCAACCUCCAGUCAAAAAAAUAUAUAGCCGGUGCCAAGUUUUUUUUUGUUCCUGUCCUAUCCCUAUGACAGACUAAGUCAUUCUAGAGAAUUUUUUAUUUUUGGCUUACCUGAGGGUUGUUACUGUCUGCCUCAAGCGAGUUCAGCCUCUCUUCCUUGGGAAGUCUUCAGUACACGUCCCUGUGCAAAGAUGACCCCAUGAAGAUACCCCUUUAGUGACCAGGGGGUUUUACUAGAAAUGACCCUAGAGGUAGCAAGAUCAUGCCAUCACCAUAAUUCCUGCAGUGAUGCAAGGGGUAGCAGGCUGGGUAUUCACUUACAGAGCAAAUGGGUUUACUUGCUUUGACAUUAGGGGUAGAACGAUCAUCCUAUCACCCUAUUUCCUGCAGUGAAGGGGCAGCAGGCUGGACAUGCACAUGCAGAGCAUAUGUAUUUGAAGGAUUAACCCCUAAGUGACCGCAGACGUACAGGAUACGUCAGACAAAAAACUGUUGUUAAUGACCGCUGCCGUACCCUGUACGUCCGUGGCAAAUAUGAGUGCUGGAUGCGAUCGUGAUCGCUUCCAGCCACGCUAUGGGUAUUGCAGCAAUGCCUCGAUGUUGAGGAAUCCUGCAAUACCCCCCAGACUGCUGGGCCGCCGGGUGAUCACUUCUAGGUUGCUCCACGUGGCGCCUGGCAGUGAGGCAGAGCAUCGGAAGCCAUCAGGCAGGCUUCCGAUGCUCUGCCUGUCUGCUAAGUGCCCAGAGGGGUCGAGGCAUUCAGUAAAAUAAAUAAAAAUAUAAAAAAUUCAAAAAAAUAAAAUAUGUGAUAAUCCCCCCUCAGGACCUUGGACGUAACUAGGUAUUCCUAAAUUACUUACCCGAUCGCCGCCAUCCCCCCGCCGGCAAUCAGUCUUCCUCUCUGAAAGCCCAGACAGUUAAAAUGUGUCACCCCCCUCCUGCAUCCACUAUACACACACAUUGCAUACACUAUACAUACACACACACACACACACACACACACUGCAUCCAUUACAAAAUACACACACACUGCAUCCCCUAUACAGACACACAAUGCAUUCACUACACACACUGCAUGCAAUCCACAGCCACUGCACCCACUACACAUACACUGCAUUCACUACACACACUGCAUAACCUAAUGGAUGUGGGCGUUUUUUGUUUGGUGUGGUUUUGUUGGGGAUUGGGGUGGGGCAGCAUUGCAUCAUUUGAUCUUGCCUUUGGCCGGCCCUGGACUAAGUGGCUACUAAAGAAAAGACUGGACAUACCCCAUAUUGAAUAUCCUGGGUUGUCUACUUUAAAAAAAUAUGUACAUGUGGGGUGUUAUUCAGAGAUUGAUGACAGGUAACAGUGUUACAAUGUCACUAUUGAUACAUUUUAAAAUAUAUAUUUAACCUGCAAUGUCUUUAUACUUAUAGCCCUAUAACUUUCCAAAAUAAGCUAAGAACAUGUUAACAUUGGGUAUUUCUAAACUCAGGACAAAAUCUAGAAACUAUUUAGCAUGAGUGGUUUGGGGGGGGUCAAAGUUAGAAAAAGUGUGUUUUUAUUUUUUUAUUUUUUUUUUUACAUUUUUUCAUAUUUUAUAAAAAAAAUUAUAGUUAAUUAUAUAAUGUUCUCUUUAGAAAGACCAUUUAAUGUCGAGAAAAACAAUAUAUGUAAUAUGUGUGGUUACAGUAAAUGAGUAAGAGGGAAAAUUACAGCUAAACACAAACACAGCAGAAAUGUAAAAACAGCCCUGGUCCCAAACGGUAAGAAAAUUGAAAAACGGUCUGGUCACUCUGAGACUGGCUAGCAUUCCUUUACUGAAAAGGUAAUGUACAACUCUGCUAUCUUGUACUUUCCCAUGGAUUUACUUGCAGUGAACCUAAGGGUAGCAAGGUUAUGCCAUCAUCUUAUUUCCUGCAAUGACCAAGGGGUAACUGGGUGGAGAUGCACAUACAGAGCGUAUGGAUUACAAAGAUUGUAUGAGAUGGACUAGCAUUCCAUCGCUGAAAGGGUUAAUAUAUAACUCUGCUAUCUUGUACUUUCCCAUGGAUUUACUUUCUGUGAAUCUAAAGGUAGCAAGAUUAUGCCAUCAUCUUAUUUCCUGCAGUGAUCAAGGGGUAGCAGGCUGGGCAUGCACAUACAGAGCAGUGACCCUAGAGGGAGCAAGAUUAUGCCGUCACCCUAUUUCCUGCUGUGCCAUCACCUUACUUCCUGCUGAGCAUAUAUAUGGAUAUAACCCCUUCUACCCUUGAUCGGUUUCAUCUGAACGGUAAGAGAAGUUUUCAACACAAGGGAGUAUCUCAGUCUGGAUCCAUUGGGGUUUAAGACACUAGUACCUGGGACUCUGCUCCUAAGUUAACAAUGCAGUACUUAGACUGGCUAAAUGUUCCACUCUGCCCUUAAACAAUGUGAGACUCCAUGGAGUAAAGCCUAUGUGGCAGCUGGCACAGGCUUUCAUCGUGCGCUAAGCUCUUCCCUCAAUCUCUAAGGAUCUAAGCUUGGUAUGGAUAAUUAGGAGGAGCAUAUCAGAGAUCAUUUUCCUUUGUCUUUUGACAAUUUACAAGUCCUUAAGCCAGAAAUAAUCUUCAGCUAAGAAGCCUAGAUAGGUUGCAUUAUAUUCUAGCCAGAAAAAUGACUUUCUCUGUGUCUACUAGCCGGGCUCUUUGGCUUAGUACUUGGUCCACGGAUGCAUCCUCCUAAAUGAUUAGAUCAAGAGAAUGGCAGAGGGCAGGAAAGCUUGUCUACUUCAAGACCUAAGGUUCAGGAGACCCUUUCCAUCCAAGGUCUCUCAUUAAUUUCCAUCCCGGACCAAGGUAUUUACACCAGGAAGAGAGUAUGGUAGAUCUCAAUUUUGAGAAGUGGUCAUUAUUCUACCAGAGGAAGUGAAAAGGUAAAACGAUGCUUUGUAAAUUUCAGGGCUUCUCUUCAAUUAGAGGGAGCUAUUGUAAGAAAUUUUAAAAGCGUCUAGAACACAAAGAUUAUGUUUCUAACAGGUGGAUAGCAAUCUAUUCUAGUUUACAGGAUUCUUGAACAUUCUUCAUCAUAAAGGUAGUAUUCUUAGUGCUUUGGACAAAAUCUAUGGAUUUGUAGGAUGCUUAUUACCAUGUAUCUAUUGCCCCACAUCACCAGAUGUUUCUCAGAAUGUGUGGAAGGACACUUUUAUCUGAAGUCACCUUGCUCCCUCCCAGUUCACGGUAUAGCUGGAAACACUGUUCAACACAGUCCAAGGCACAGUACAGCUCUCUUCAGAAAGUGCAGUAAAACUUAUCAAGUAGGUAAAGGAUGUUGACUGUCAUAUUGCCUCAGCAAAGGGAGUUUUGAUCCAAGUCCUUAACCAUAGGUCUGAUUAGAUGACACAAGGGAGGAGCUUAACUUUCCUAUAGAAAUUCCUUGAACAGUGAUGACUGAAUACCAUUCACUGGGGUUGAGGAACUUUUCUCCAAAAUCGAAUACGUUCAGGAAAAGGACACCCUUAAAAGAUCACUAUAUGGUCAGGAACACAAACGUGUAUUCCUAACCCUAUAGUGCUAAAACCACCAUUUAGGUGGCUUGUCCCCCCCUUAAACCCCUUAUAAAUAAAAGUUUAAAACUUACCUUAUUUCCAGCGCUGCGUGGGUCUGUCGGCACUGGCUCUGCCCCCUUUGUGACAUAAUCAAAAUGUCUGAUUUUUUUUAUUGAUUUUUUUUGCCAAUCCAAUGCUUUCAUUGGAUUUUUCAUUGGAUUGGCUGAAAUUGGCAUGGGGGCUGGGCCAAAUGCAAUUUUGGCCAAUCAGGACCUCCUCAUAGAUAUGCAUCUCUAUGACGAAAAUUCAGCGUCUCCAUGCAGAGCGUGGGGACGCUGAACGGCAGGGCUGCUUACUAAGGAGUGGCCACUUGGAGGUGUCCCUUCGGGCAAUGUAAACAUUGCCUUUUUUUCUGAAAAGUCUGUGUUUGCAUGAAAUUGCCUGAAGGGAGCUAUUAUACUCACCAGAACAACUACAUUAAGCUGUAGUUGUUCUGGUGACUAUAGUGUCCCUUUAACAUUCAACGCUUCUCUUCUGCAUAGGUUACAAGAGUCAAUAUCAAUCAUCCUCACAAUUCCAUAUUGGUACCCAGUCCAUGACUUCUGCCUAUUUUCUUUAGUGCUGCCAUGGGAUCUCCCAAAAGAGUUCUUCUCUCUUCCAUCAGGUCAGGUGCUACUUUCCUCAUUCUGAAAGUUUCGAUAUGUAAAGGGCUUAAAUGUAAGGGUUUUUAAACUGCAGUAAUUAAUACCCUUCUGAAGGCCAUGUAAAAAGUAUAUCCUUGGCUACCUUUACAAAGUUGGGAUGCCUAUAUUCCUGGUCUAUUUCUAAUUAGGUUAUUAUCAGGGCCGGUGCAAAGAUUUUUUGGUACAUAGGCGAAGAUGUAUCUUUCCACCCCCCCCAAAAUAACAUCUUCACCUAUGUGCCUCUUAACCAGCCCCUCUCCCCGUCCAUUAGUGGUCCCCUCCCUUCCCUGUCCCUUAGUGUUCUUCUAAGCUCUCCCCUCUUUUUCCUGUCCAUUGGUGUUUCUCUCCCCUCCCCUCCCUGUCCCUUGGUGCACCCCCCACCCCUUUAGUGGUCGCACUCCCCUUCCUGGUGUGCCUCCUACCUCUCUUGUAGCGUUGCCGAGUGGAGGAUAUCCCCUACAGGAGCUUCAAUUUUCUGUACCUGGCCAUACUGACAGGGAGUGCUCGCUCAGUGAGCACCUCCGGUCAGUCUGGCCAGGUACAGGAAACAGAAGCUCCUGUACUGCGCUCCGCCACACUACACUCAGUGGUGUAUACACACUGACAGUCACACACACUCAAUGACAAACACACAGACUCACUGAUCUGACACACACUCAUUCAUUGACAGACACACUGAUACUCACACACAGAUUCAAUGACAAAGAUACUCUCCCUGAUUUGGCAGACACUCACAAACACACACUGACAGACACACAUACACUGCCACACUCAUACACUCACAUGCAGUACUCAUACAAGCACUCACAGACACACACAUACACACUCAUACAAUCACUCACAGACACACAUACUCAUGCACACAGUCACUCACAGGCACACAGUCACUCAGGCACACAUACACUCACACACAGACACACAUACACACACACACAGUCACACACAGACACUCACACACAGACACACACUCAAUCACAGACAGUCACUCAGACACUCAGGCACACAUACACUCACACACAGACACACACUCACACACAGACACACACUCAAUCACAGACAGUCACUCACAGACACACAGUCACUCAGGCACACAUACACUCACACACAGACACACACACACAGACACACACUCAAUCACAGACAGUCACUCACAGGCACACAGUCACUCAGGCACACAUACACUCACACACAGACACACACACACAGUCACUCACACAAUCACAGACAGUCACUCACAGACACACACACAGUCACUCAGGCACACAUACACUCACACACACAGACACUCACACACAGACACACACUCAAUCACAGUCACUCAGGCACACAUACACUCACUCAGACAAACAGACACGCAUACACACACUCACUAAUUAUUUUAAUAAAUAAACAUUUUCCACCCAGCCUCCCUACCUGGAGAGCUGGUGUGGAUGAUGAAUCAUUCCCUGGGGUCCAGUGGGGCUGCUGGGAGGCGUGCGGCAGUGCUGUGAUCAGACGCGGCGAGGGAGCUCUAACCUCUCUGCUCUGCUCCCUCGCGGCUGCCUUCUGAUACCGCGGGAGCCGGAAUAUGACGUCAUAUUCCGGCUCCCGCGGCAUCAGCAGACAGCGCGCGAGGGAGCAGAGCAGAGAGGUUAGAGCUCCCUCGCCGCGUCUGAUCACAGCACUGCCGCACGCCGCGCCGGGGGUCGAGAUGGUGGCCUGGCAGGAGGGAGAGCUUCCCUCCUGCCGGUCACUGAAAUAAUGCGCCCCCGAAACCGGUGCGCCCUAAGGCGGCCGCCUGUGCCGCCUUAUGGACGCGCAGGCCCUGGUUAUUAUUCAAACUCAUACUACCAAGGGCGUUCUAAAUUCUUCAAUCCAGGGCUCAUCUAGGAAUUAGCCACAUCACCUCAAAGGUAAAGGGCUUUGAUAUGGAGGUAUCUAAAUAUCUGGCGGCUUUAUUUAUAUAAUCCCUCGGUUAACCAUUCCUACCUACUCUGAAAUCUUCACCCCUUUUAACCAUGGGACUCUAUCUGUCUACAACUGCUUAAUAUUAAGUUAGCUCUGUGACAUUAGCAUCGGGCUGAAGAAUAUCAGAUCUUCAAGCACUAUUUUGCAUGAAACCCUUUACUCCCUUCCACAAUAUAUCUAAAGCCUAUUGAUUAGAAUAUAGAGUCAGUAAUGAAACUUUGAGACUCUAUGAUUUGCUGGUGGAAAUUCAGUCGUGUGGCUGUAGGAAAGGAGUAUGAGCCCCCCUCCUGUAAGUUGAUUUGGUUGUGGUAGGUCAUCUAUGGAAGCAAGGUUUCAAUUGUUACUCACCUAUGCAGAGAGCACUAUAUUGUCUAUUCUUGCUUUCUAUGGUCCUCACAGCUUUCACUUAGCUGCUAAAAGUCACAUCAAGAUGUUUAUGUAUCCAUAAGUGGGGAUUUAUACCACUACAUGCUGUAUAUACUGUAGCGGGUUUUAAGCUCCAUUUCAUGUGAGUUGGCAAUUGAAUAUCUGUGUAUUGUGUGUGUGUGUGUGUGUGUGUGUGUUAUAUUUGUUGAGACAUACUACACUAUUGGAUCCUUCCUGUCUUCUCUUUUUUUCAUGUGUACUCACGGACACACUUUAAGAGACUAUAAGAAGCUUGAUUUCCUCCACCCCCCACCCCACAAAAAGAAAGAGAACUAUACGUAGUACUGUACUUUACUAUUUUUAUUAUUGCACUGUUCUCUGACCUAGACUGUACCUUAUUAUGUAUAUUAUUGUUUUGCUUGCUCUUACAUCUGCCUAAUUAUAGUGUUUAGAGAAACUGCUAUGUUUACAAUAGGGUUAAUCCAGCCUCUAGUGGUUGGCGCUUCCGUGCUUCUCACUGUGAAAAUCACAGUGAGAAGACACUGAUGCCCAUAGGAAAGCAUUGAGAAAUGGAUCAGACUUAGCUCUGCAGGGCGGGGGAAGGCUUAUAAAGCCUUGCCACGUCCUGCAAUUAGGCUCAGAGCACUCUGAUUGGUGGGUUUAAGCCAUCCAAUCCGAGUGCUCUGUGUCAUUUUACACAGCGUGGGAAAGUUCUUUGGAAUUUUCCCACGCUGUGUAAUUUGACUCAUAACUCUUUGAUUGGUGGAUUGAAAGGGGUGGGGGCCAGGGGGGAGGACAUUAGGUCCCCCCCUUAAAAUCUAUUCAUGCAUGAUAGUUGCCAACAUUUGAAAACCAUUUCCAGGGAUCUUUUUGGGGAGAUUUUUCAAAUGCCGCUGUCACUUUUACAUCUAAUAUUUGGUAAAUGAUAAAUAUUUAGUGCAGUUUAUUAAAUCUACCAGAUUUUUAAAAGAAAGCUUUUUUUAUUUUUUUGUUUGUGACACAAAUUAUUUAUUAACGCAACACUAGCAAAGCAAACCCCAUAGGAAAGAAUUGAUUCAAUGCUUUCCUAUAGGGAAGACCUAAUGUGUGCGGCGCUCAUCUUAGAUGUGUCUGGAGGAGGAGGAAGGAAAGUGGGGGAACUUGCCACUCCCCCCUGGAUUUUUUAAUUUGUGCCGGUAUUUUUAGUGAGUGAGAAUACUGUGCAAUACCGGCGCCGGCCAGUAGGUGGCGCUGUGUAUGGAGAGAGGCAGGGAUAGGAAGCUACAUCUUAUCCACGCUUCUCUCUCCUGACUGAAUCAGCAGGGGAGCAGCUAGAGACUGUGGCGCCAGCAACUCCGAGCCUGCAGAUCAGGUAAGUGAGGGAUGGGGGGGGCAGCAUAAGAUCAGGUAAGUGAGGCAUGGAAGACAGCCUAUAGCUCAGGUAAGUGAGACAUGGUAGGGGCAGCCUACAGAUCAGGUAAGUGAGGCAUGUUGGGGGGGAAGCCUACAGAUUAGGUAAGUGAGGCAUGGGGAGCAACCUAUUCAGGUAAGUGAGGCAUUGGGGUGGGGGGGAGAGGGCAGCCUAGUGAGGCAUGGGGGUUAAAUUUCAGGACUUCAUAUAUGAAGUCAGAGUAGGAGAAUAUAGUCCCUAAAAUGUAUUUAUUUUUUUUUAUUUUUUUUAAAGUUCUAUCUCUGCUGGAUGUCCCAUGUAGUCAGAUUUACUAUUCCCACAUACACGGACUAUGAUACAUUAGAGAAAAGGGAAAGGGUUAACUAGGUGCAUUACUGCUGCCCACGGUGUGUGUUUGGGGCAGCACAAAACAUACAAAAUACACCGGGAAAAGGCAGUAUACCCCUAUAUAAUGUCCAACAUGUCAAAAACCUGUUGUCUUGCUCCUAGACUGCAGCUGUGAGUCACAAGAAGCCUGUAGUCUUUCUAGUUAUAUCAAAAGUAUAUGCCCCGUGCCUCACUUGCCUCUCUUAUCCUAGCCUUAUAAUAUAAUAACCAUAUCCUAGCCUUUGAAAAAUGUCAUAUUGAACCUAUUGCAGGGACCACAUCCUGGGUGUUGCCAAUGAAUGAGAGGGCUGCUUGCUGUGAGUGUGUGUAUUCAGCAGUGAGUGUGUGUAUUCAGCAGUCUGUGCGUAUAUAUUCAGCAGUGAGUAGAUCUACUCAGCAGUCUGUGCGUGUAUUCAGCAGUCUGUGCGUGUCUAUGUGCAGCAGUCUGUGUGUAUGUAUUUAGCCAUCUGCAUGUGUGUAUAUUCAGCAGUCUGUGUGUGUGUGUGUAUGUAUGUAUUCAGCAGUCUGUGUGUAUUUAGCAGAAACACAGAGGGAAUGGAGAAGAAGACAAAGAGAGGGUCUGGGAAGGGGACAAUGACACACUGAGGGGCUGGGAAGGGGAUAGGAACACACAGAGGGGCUGGAGUCAGUGGCGUAUCCUGGUUUUGUGCUGCCCUAGGCAGGACAAAACUCAGGCGCCACCCCCACCCAACCUUUCCCCCCGCCCCACCUUCUAAAUACACACACACACAAACACACACACACACACACAGUCAGACACAAACACACAAUCACUCACAUUAACACUUUUUUAAUAAUUAUUAUUUAUCUCCCCCCCCCCCCGCCUCCUUACCUUUGGGAAUGUUGGGGGGGAGGGGUCACUCUCUCCUUGGGGGUGCAAGGUGUGUGCAGUGGCGGGUGGGCGGCUGGCAGCUGGCGAGGGACUCUUUCUCUGAGCGGUCUGCUGAGCUCCCACGCGAGCCGCAGAGUGAGGCUGGGAGCCGGGUUGAUGACGUCAUAUUCCGGCUCCCAGCCUCACUCUGCGGCGCAUGAGGGAGCUGAGCAGACCGCUCAGAGGAAGAGCUCCCUCGCCAGCCGCCCGCCCAGCGCAGCCCAGCAUGUCAGUUAGCCAUGAGGCUAACUAGGCAUUUGCCCUGGGCAUUUGGGGGCAGCGUUGUUGCCGCCCCCUGGAAAAUGCCGCCCAAGGCAAAUGCCUUGUUUGCCUCGCGGCUAAUACGUCCCUGGCUGGAGUAGACAAUGAAUCACAGAGGACCUGGGGAUAGUGGAAGGGGUACACAGAGGGGCUGAGGAAGAGGCCAAUGUCACAAACAGAGGGGCUGGGAAGGAGACAAUGACACACACCUAGGGGCUGGGAAGGGGACAAGGACACACAGAGGGGCUGGCGAAGGGAACAAUGAUGCACAGAGGAGGUGGGGAUGGGGACAAUAACACACAAAGGAGCUGGGGAAAAGUAAGACUCAAAGGGGUGUAAGACACAAAGGGGAAAAAUUGAGGAUAAAGUAAACUAAGGGGGAUAGAUACACUAAGCGGGAUAAGACAUUCAAAAGAUGGGAUAAGAAACACAAAAUGGGGGUUAAGAGAGACACAGGUGAAAAUUUAUUUUUUUCUAACAUACUCUCUAAUGGAUGCUGAGUCUCCCUCUGUUAGAGCCCUCCAUCCCUCCUCCAGGGCCCAUUAUUAUUAUUAUUAUUAUUAUUAUUAUUAUUACUGGAAUUUAUAAGGUGUGGGAAGUGUUGUGGAUGCAAUCUGGUACUGUGGGCACUUACUGGUGAUGUACCUAGUGCUGUGAGUGUCUCAAAGUACUGUGGCAACUGAUGUGCAUGCUACCUAGUGCUGUGCCAAUGACUUUGUGUGCAGUUAUUUUUACAAUUCAGUUAUAGUGCCUUGAUCAUGGGUAUAGGACUAAUGUGGUGAAUUGUAUAGUGUUAACAAAAAAACAGAUUAAUCACUCAAAUCAGACAAUGGCAACUUGAUUCUUUUAUUAAAGGACCACUAUAGUGCCCUGAGGGUGCCCCCACCUUCAAGGACCCCCUCCCGCCGGGCUCUGGGGAGAGGAAAGGGGUUAAACUUACCUUUUCUCCAGCGCCGGGCGGGGAGCUCUCCUCCUCCUCUCCACCUCCGAUCCUCCUCUUCGGCUGAAUGCGCAGCAGGAGCUGUGCGCGCAUUCAGCCGGUCUCAUAGGAAAGCAUUUACACUGUGAUUUUCACAGUGAGAAGCACGCAAACGCCUCUAGCGGCUGUCAAUGAGACAGCCACUAGAGGCUUUAGAGGCUGGAUUAACCCUAUUAUAAACAUAGCGGUUUUUCUGAAACUGCUUUGUUUAUAAAAAAAAAAGGGUUAAUCCUAGAGGGACCUGGCACCCAGACCACUUCAUUAAGCUGAAGUGGUCUGGGUGCCUAGAGUGGUCCUUUAAGCUUUUGCAUCAGGUUUCUCAAAUCUAUUACAUGCCUGCACUUUAUGUAAUAAUGACUAUGCCCCUCCCCUGCAUGACACUGUCACAAAUGGGCAGAUCAUGAAUGUCAUUACAAUUAUGCCCCCCCUCCACCCUGUAAAAUUUCCUGCAGAUGCCCAUGCAUGUGAUCCUCCCCUCGGCUGAUGUCGGUGAAGGAGCGCGACCCAGUGACUUGGAUUACUGUGCUAAUCGAUGGGACACUUUAACGUAAGAAUACAAAUAUGUAUUUGUAACACUAAAGUGUUCCUUGAAUCUCUCUGACAGAGAGAGACUGUGUAUCACUUCUCUCUCUUUUUUUUUUUUUUUUUCUACCUUUUCUGCAAUACAUACAACUUCCUGCAUGCACACUAGUCUUACCUAGGUACUCCUGAAAAACAAGCCUUUCGAGCCCUUCCCAUUAUAAAUUAACCCUAAAAAUUGAACUUUCAGUGAUUUCAAGCAUUAGAUUAGGUCUUAAGAAGAUUGUUCCUGGUAAUGUCUCUGGAAAUGUGUUUUUGGUCCUAGUAGUUAGGACCAUCCUCAGCUGAGAUAUUGUGGUUGCUGUAAACAUCUGUAUAACCAACAUUUGUUGUUGGCCAUGACACAAAGAUGGCACUGUUGUUAAACCAAGUACAAAGUAGUUAAAAAUGGAAAAAUUAACAGUGGUCAAUUAACCAGCUUUACAAUUCUAGAACCAUUCGAGAUCGAAUGACCCAUUACGACGCUGGAUUCAUGUUACUUAUGAAAUAUAGUGCUUUAUCAGGACAUGCAAAUACCAGUUCUUUAUUUGCGUUUUUUUUUAGAGAACUCUAGGUCAUGUGUUGUCACUGAUUUCCAUGAUGUAAUGUAAAAUAUGAUUACUCUAAUCUGUGAAUUCUUCAUGUUGACAUAUCUGAUUUGUUGAAUAAAAACCUUCUGAAAUCCGGGUUUCCUCGGGUUGCUCAUAUCGGCUAAACAUAUGCCGUUAACCCCAUGUACAUUGUGUGAUUUAAAAUAUACACUGCUGAAUGCAAUGGUCUUUAUUUGUGUGUCAAAUUGUAAAAACUGAAUAUUGUCUAUACUUAUUUGUGAGUAACCUGAAUUGUUGUAUACUACUUUGCUAAAACUCUAAGAAAAUGACAGCUAGGAAAUUUAUAACACUCUUAAUAUUUUUUUAUUUUUUCAGAGUUAGCUGCUUUGUUUGGCUUGUUAUACAUAUAUGGAAGACAUACGUAUUUUUACGGCUACGUGGAGUCAGCCAAAGGAAGGCAAGUAUCCCUCUGUGACUAAGAAACCCAUGGAGCUAUUUUGGGAAUCCUGUUAUGAGGGGUAGUAUGAUGCACCAAAUAUUAGCCUUGGUCCCCAAUGCUCCGCAGCCUAUUUUAGUGAGGGAGGUGGUCUUUCUCCAUACUUGAUUUCUGACCAUAUAGUUGUAAUGAAUAAAUUAAAUGCUGUAGCUCAUUAGUAUGAAGUGUCGGGCCAAACACUGGCCAUGUACCAACCCAAGGACCAUGACAGAGCUUCCUCUGCCAAGCAGAACAAGAUUAAUGGGGUCCAAAGGACUAUGACAGGGUUGCUGGUGGGCCCAUCUAGGCAGUUGGCCAUCUCACAUUAUCACAAAUGAUGUGAAUGAUAAAUUAUUGACAAUAUUUCAACAUUCGAAACUCUGUAAGAAUAAACAAACAAACAUACCAGGUAUUUGAAGGCUUUAAGAGAACUAUUGGUUCUACAUUUGGGACACUUGUUUUGCCUUACUUCCAUAAACGCUAUUGAACUAGUUAACAGGUGAGGUAUACAAAUAGAAGUGCCCCCUUUGCAUGUCUAUAUAGUAGCUGCCAUCAUGUCUCCAGGACACAAUUCUAACCCAGCGCACACAUGACAAGAUGGGAUAUCCCAAAUACAUCACAUGCCAAACUGUGCCAGAACUGCCUAAUUUCAGUGUAAGUCCACUAAAAAAAACUAUUUGAGCGCAGAUAGUUCAGAGUUGUAGCAAAAUGAAAUCCAAACUGCAUACAUGCUAUAGCUACACCUAGUCUGUUUAGUCUAAAUUUAGCAAUCUGAAAUGUAAUUUGGGAAUUCAGUGAAUAACCUUUUAAUUAUUGUGAGCAAUAUGGAACAGAUGCACUUUCAGAUGAUUAUUUUUUUUCUUUUAAAUCCUCAAACCUAAUAUGGAAGAUGGCACUCAUGACCAAACUUUUCUGUGUAAAAUUGGGAUAAAAGGAGGGAAUGUUUGUGCUAUAAUGGAAGUUGACUAUACAGAGAAGGUAAAACAAAAACACUUUUUUCACUAAACCUCACACCAAAACCAGAAAUGAAUAGGAACGAAAGGUUUUUAUUGGUAUACUGCGUGGCCAAAUUAUAUCAUGGCAGCUGAUAUUAAAAUAUUUUUACAAUUUUUUUUUUUUUAUAAUUCUUUAUUUUUGUUGUGCAUGAGACAAACAAUAAAUCGGUAACCAUGGCAUUGUGUAGUGACAAGAGAAGUAUUCACUAUUUCAACAUAAACAUCUUUAGCAAUCUGCACAAAUAUAAAUAUAGUGAUAAUAUGGAUUUUACUUUUUAAGCUUGGAAUUCUCUUCUGGUAAAUGUGAAAGUUACAAAAUUCCCUUUUAUCACUGAUAGUUGAUUUUUAAAGGGCCUAUUUUUAAUUGUAGCCCACUCCAGCUGAGCUAUCAAGGGUUAACCAUAACCAAUAGCGGAACUACCACGGACGCGAUGGUCGACAGGGGCGGCCAGCCCCCUAGAUUGACCUAUCGACCCCUGCGUCCGCAGGCUGCCACAAGGUGUCCCAAGAGGAAUUGUGACGGGUGCCCCCAGACUGGGGGGAGAUGAGGCAGGAACCUGGCACCACGAAAGGCUGAUCUUGCAAUUUCUCACUCCUCCCUCGUGUACCCUCUGUAAUGCCGGCAGCCAGAAUUAUGUAAUUCCAGCCCCGGAAUACUAAACGGCAAACAGGAGGAGUGAGGAACUGCCCCACACUUGACCCACACUGGGGUUUGGAGAGACACAAGGAAGAGCUGAGGGUGGCAGAGACACAUGGAUGCCUGGGAGGGAAGAGACACAUAGAGGGGCGGUGGGAGAAAUACAUGGGAGUCUGGGAGGAGACAUGGGGAGGGGCUAGGCGGGAGAAUGAGACAUGGGGAGGGGCUAGGGGGAGAAUGAGACACAUGGGAAGGCCCGGUUGUUUCUAGUUGCACCUCUGACCAUAACUGCUAUAGAUUAUCUUCAAUAGAAUAUAAGCAAAACACUGACCUUUUAUAGCAGAUGUUAAUCUGCUUGCAGCUUUGCACUGCUUACAUUUUUUUUUUUUUUUUUAUACAAAUCUAAACAAUAUCAAUCUUCUUGGAAAAUAAAUAAUUGCUCAUUUAUUUUAUGAUGUAUUUUUAAACCUAAUAAAGAAAAAAAACCUAAAAAAAAAAACCUGUAAAACUAAUCUGUAUCUUAUUUUCUUCAGGUUGAAAGGAUUUUCGGUGUGUAAAACGUCACUGAUUUUACUACUGGUUCUGGCGUUAACUGGGAUUACAAACAGUCUCUUUCACAAAUAUUUUCACCUGAACCUACUGAAAAAACUAUUCUAAGAAUAAGGCAACCGAACAAAUGACUGUCUACAUUUAAUUCUCUUCCAAUAUACGUUUUAAUUUUCCUUUAUCAAUAUUUGUGGUCAUAUACCAUUAUUAAGUAAUUUGUAUUAGUAAUGUAUUUUUAUAAAUGGACAUUGUUGUAAAACAAAUAUGCAGAGAUGGUUGUUUGGAAUUCAAGUUUAGGAUAAACUAGCGGAACUAUAACACAUUGUUCAAUUAGCCUAUUUUGGCCUAAAAUUCUAAAUUCAUGACAACUCACAAUUUAUUUUAUAAAGUAGAGCAAUGAAGGCUAAGCAGCAGCAGGAGAGAGAAACCCAACACCAGAGCCUGCUCUGCAUUAACGACACGGAUCAAAAUCCCUCUCUUCUCCCCCAUCAGGAUGUUGCAAGGUGAAGAGAUCUUCCAACUGCUCCUGUCACAUGUCCAAUGCACUUUUCCAGCAUUCUUAGAGAUAGGACACUGAAUCGUUAGGGAUGUGAAAAGCAAAGAAUGAAGAAGAAGGCAAAUAUGUAUUUUUUUUUUCUCUAAAUUUACCUGCAUUUUUUUUCUGCCUGCAGAGUGAGGCAACAGUAUCAUUAAAAGUUAAAGAUUAAGUUAUCAUGUCCCUUUAAAAUGCAGUUGGUUAAAAUUAACCUCAGUAGAGCAGUAGUGAAGGAAAAACAUUCUUUCGGAGGUCAUAUUUUAAUUAAGUACCAAGCAGUUUGUUACAUACUUAUACAUACAAAUUAAAAAUGUACCGUUGCAUGUUCCCUACAUGAGCCAUUUGGUUUCUUGCCAUCACAACUCAUGCUUCGGUUUAUAAAGCUAUGUUUCGAAUGCUCACCUGCAUGUUGACCUGAGAAUUUGUCAGAAUUGCUGUGCCCAAAGCAGCUUUUGAAAUAAGAAAAUCAUGUGCAAUAGGACAUUUUACAUUUAUUAUAUAUAGAAUUUUUAUAUCUAGUAGGACUGAUUUGUAUUUUUAAGUGUGUAUCAUAAACCUCCAUGCUAUACAUGUAUUCCUAAGGACAUCGUAGGGCAGCACACAUGCAAUAAUGAACCCUAAGUGCUUCUUAUUCGUACAAAAUAAUGAUAAAUACUCUGGUGCUUUUCUUUCUUUUUCCCUUAUCAUGAACAAGAAGCAGACCCCGGGUCAGUGGAUGAGUAGCUGAAUGGAGCUUUUCUUAUUUCCUACUUUUGUAUAUUGUCUCACAUUUUAUCUAAGGUUACAUGCAUUUACCAUGUUUGUUGUUGUUUUUUUUACUUUGAAAAGCAAACAAUGUAUUUAUUACACUAUAAUAAAUAUUUAGUGGAUGGUUUCUGA
This is a messenger RNA of Pelobates cultripes (western spadefoot toad), 60583 nucleotides long. The record is from the annotation of a GenBank genome assembly. NCBI's taxonomy places the organism in Eukaryota, Metazoa, Chordata, Amphibia, Anura, Pelobatidae.